GGGAACUGCGAUUUCAAUCAUAAUUCCCUGUGCAGCUGGAGGGAUGAGAAAAUACUGGAUCACUUUGACUGGCAAAUAAGAAAAGGACCUACUCCAAGCUAUAACACAGGACCGACAAGUGACAAUUCAGGUGAAAACAAAUUUAAAAUUUUUAACACUGCUUCAAUGCAGGUUUCAAGUGAGAUGUUUUCACGGACUUUCAGCACCCGAUCUUCUCCGACUUUAUCUUCAUCAUAUAUUAAACAAUUAUUACGUGAGGUUUUUGUGAUAUCCGCAAUAAUCAAAGUCGAGGUAAGUGUUAUCAACCGAACCGAAGGCCGAGGCUGAUAACACUUUCGGAGACCUUGAUCAUUUAGGAUAUCACAAAACCGAAUCUAAUAACUGUUUCAUUUUACAUUGUUUUAAAGACAAUAUUGACAAACACACCGUCGCAAGGAACCUUAAUUGAUACGAUUGUUAUUGGAAAUCAUGCCUUGCGCGCGUAAAUUAGUCAGUUAUCCGCAAAUAACUAACAAAUCUGUAGCCUAGGUUCCGCUGAUUUCCAAAAUUAGCUGUAGGCUCUUAGCCAACGAAAAGACAGAUAAUGAACACAAUGUAUAGUACUUUUUCUAAUCUCCCUCCCCUUUUGUAUAAAUAAACGUACAAGUAUCUGAAUUUUCAGCAAAAUCCAAGAUAUCACCCAUGUUAAGUUGAGUGGCAAGUUUGUAGUAACGUCAUGCCCUUAUUGCUUGUUUCUUCGUCCGAAGAGAGUCCCUUUAUUGUUUCACUCAUGAUAAAAUAAGCCAUAUAAAAAGCUGGUUUAAUCGCUUAAAGACUUCUUACAGUGCUUCAAGAAGCCACUGUUUUGGUCGCCAUGUCCAGUAGGAAAGACUUUUUAUAGUCUAAAUUGAGAUCGUUAUACAUUUGCAUAAGACAUGAUUCAUGCUCCCAUAAUUUCCUGUUUUCACCCAGAGAGCAUAAGAUGUCGCGUACUCCUCCAACUUUAAUUGCGAUGGUUCAGCAGAAAUUUUGACUAUUACCGUUAUCAUUUCAAGUAAUUGACCACUCCAGAAAAUAUCAGAACAUAAAAUUUUGCAUAAGCAUUGUCUUCAGUUUCUCUUAGGAGUUAAAAUAGCCGCAAGAGAAACUGGAAAAAAUUUUGGGGUGACAAACAGAAGCAUUAUAUGGUAUGUUAUGGUAGUUCUGGAGUGGUCAAUACAGGGCAAAGGGUCUUAGAGCACUGAUUCAUUAAACAAUGUCAAGAUUUUCUUUCUUUGAGCUAAUUUGUUCCCCACAAUUCCAAGGAAACGGAUCAUAUAUCCACAUCGAAACGUCUCUCCCUCGAAAGUACAACGAGAGAGCCUGGCUAGUAAGUCCUUGGAUAACAGGCGCCAAGCGUAUGACUUUUUUCUACUCCAUGUAUGGGGACACCAUCGAGUCCUUAUCUCUGUUGGUCAGAUCUAGAGUCAACGGUAGUGCGUCCAGAGUCUGGAGUCGUUAUGGAAACCUUAAGACAAGCAAUUGGACAGAGGGAUGCAUUGCUUUUAACUAUUCCGGAAACUACCAGGUUGGAUUACGAACUCGUUAUACAAUGUUCACGCGUGUUCUUCUAAAUUCCAGUAUUCAACAUUAAAUACAAAAACACAAAGUAACUUAUUACUUAAGUCCUACUGAUCUCCACCUCCCAUAAAAAGCUAAAAGUUUACUCAUGUUUAUCAAAACCAUAUAAUACAAUACUGAACAUAUAACAACCGCCAAAGUUGUUUAUUAAUUAAGAGCUACUGGUCACCACCUUAAGGAAUUCAGUAUCAAGUACACCAAUGAAUUUUAAAAGUUGCGAAAUGUCUGGAUUACCUGGGAAAGGGAACUAAUACAAACGUGCUGGGGCUGUCUACAUUUUUGAUGAUAGGUCAGAACUUACAAUAAAUACAUGUACUUUGUAUACCAAUUCUAUCUAAAAGGGAAUCAUGGUAGGAAAAUGCAUACUUAUAAUUUUUCUCAGAAAAUAGGACAUUUGCUGGUGGACAGGUGCUUCAUUUUGAAAUAUUACAUCUUUUCUUAAUUGCUUACUCGAAGAGCGAUGCAGUACGUUCUGUAUGUGUUAACCAUUUCAGGUUAUAAUCGAGGGUACAGCUGGUCUUUCGUACACAGGCGACAUCGCUGUCGAUGACAUAAGUUUCAGUAGCAACUUAACAUGUGGUACUGGAAUGAAACUCCUCUAUCCUCAAAUGUUUGGAGGUAUGUUUUCGUCGAUCCCCAAUCUGUGGCGAAGGUCUCUCGAGGUAAAACUUUAAUUUACAACACUAACAAUUUUGUACACGUACUGUUUCUUCGCAAUUCAGUGCCCUCGGCGUUUAUUUAAAAACCUGCAUAUUCACCCCGGCAUUUAAUCGCAGGGCGGCGCUUAUAACGAGGUGCCGAAUGCAAUUUCAAUAUUUAUUUCUAACAAACAAAACAGCGAGUAAAAUGAGAAAAGGUAAUCUGUUUGUCAUUUACAUUGGCUUACAAACAACUGCCACCACCACCACCACCACUACUAAAUUUAUAACCCUAACCAUCCCUCCAUCAAUAUUGGGUUCCUUGCAAUGCCGCCACCACUUCAACCACCACAGUUGUUAGUUUUCCUGCGUCGACACCACCACAUUUCUAUUGGGUUUUUCGUCUACCACCACCACCACCACAUUUAUAAUGCUUUGCCUCCGCUGCUACUAGCACCAUUACAAAUCUAUAAACCUCUGCAAGCCUCUACGAAUAGCCAAUUUUUCAUGGCUCGCGUACUGAAGACUCAGCCGUGGUUUCCUUUAAUUUUAAGCUGUUUUUCGUGCUCAUCCGGGCAAGUUUCUCUUUCAGACACCCACUCCACAACAAUCAAUGUAUUAAACCAAAUCCUGUAAAAGUUCGUUAAGGAAUAUAUUUCCAACCCCCAAGAAAAUAAUACUGAGGAAAUUACUGUCUUAAAAGGAUGCUCAUAAUAAACUAUGACAUUAUCGAUGUAAACGUAACGAGAAAACUUUUAAAACUUGAUAAACCAUAUUUUAUUCAUGAUAUCAAGGAAACUAACGAUUAAUGAAUUCCUGCCCUCUUUAAUGAGGUUCCUUCCAAAAAGGGAGUUAAACAUCCCCACUAUACUAAUUGAAGGCUCUUCACGUAUUUCUCUUGAUACCUUUAUUUGGGAGGCUUUCUCAAGCCGACAUAAUUUUUAGCACUCUGUCAACACAGUUACGUCUACAUCUUAGAGGUGCCUUAAUUCGUCAAUCAACAGUUAUCUCAUGCUACAUCUGUCCAUCUAAUAAGAGAAGGUCAUUGCAGCCUUCUCAAGAGAGUAUUUCUACAAUUAUAAAAAAAAAAUGACCAAAAGUAAACGCCGGGGGCGUUUAACUCAAAAUAGGCUUUGUUGAGUUUGCGUUUAAUCGGGGCCUUACGUUUCAUCAAGAAAAUAAGGUAAGAGUUGUUGGGAUUAUAUUUACACUGGCCUCUCUGUUGUUACCUUUAAUAGUGCUAUUCAUUUAUUAGUAUUUUUUCGAAAUUUUUAUUCCAGCAAACUGUUCCUUUAACAAGAGUUUCUGCGGAUGGCGGAAAGUUGCAUGGGACACUCAGUUUCAUUGGUCCAUAAGGAAAACCAGAACCCCAAGCUACGGAACUGGGCCCAGAUCCGACCACACUGGUAUCUAAAUAUGUUCCAAACACGUUUUUUAGACAAUCAGAGAUAGAAACAUUAUCAACAAUUUUUUAUUGAGGCUGACUAUAACAUGAAAAAUUUUGCGAACGAGAUGGGUGUCCUUGACCAAGGCGAAUAACACCCUUCUUCAUAUCAACAAGUUCGAAUCCAAUAACUGUUUUAACCCUCGGACGUACACGCAAUCAAAUUCAUACCCCCACCGUGGUACAAGCCGGGGGUGGAUGGAACCCCUACCGGGGGUUUUUGAUAUGUUGCAGUAUUUUAAAACGGUUUUACCAUUAGUGGAAAGCCUUUGAUCUUCUUAACAAGAUGAGGUAUAUUUUAGGGGUGGUGACGCUGCUGGAGGCCUCUGACGUCAUCAACAAUGGUCGCCAUCUUGACCGCCACCUUGGAUUUUACCAAGAAUUAGAAAUCAACUUAAAACCGCGAGAAAAGAUAAUUUUUUGUGCUCUGUAUGAAAAAUAACACAUAAAUAAGCACUUUGCAUGAUUUUAGUCAGAAGAUUUACUUUUGUUGUUGAAAAAAGUUGAAAAAAACAUGUAUUUUCACCCAAAAUUGGCUUGACCACCUGCUACUUAAGACGUCAUAUCUCGGAACCAUAGCAACUGACCAUCACUAAAGUUGUCUCAAAAUGUGCGCGGGGGAUGAACAAGCAGCUACUGAAAACGUCAGGUACUGAUGUUUUAUCCUCUAGGAAAAGAUUCAGAAAAAAGUUAUGGGGGUUGGCAUCCUCCCCCCUCCCCCGCCUUGUACGUCCGAGGGUCAAUAGUUAAUCACUCUUACCUCUAUCCAAGUAAAGUGCCCGUCUCCGUACCAUUCGGGUUCCCGGCAGUUUCAGUAUGAAGGGGUGUUUAUUCUGUCAGACAUUUUUCAACUAGCUGUUGUUAUCUGUUGAUUAGUAUGUUUGCUAUUCUUACUAUGUUCGGGGGAAGUGGUCCGGAUUUUUUUUUCUUCCCAUAAUUGAUGAAAUCUUACGCCAUUUUGUCUUGCUACGCUACCCUGCCUUCCGCUACCCCCCUUUUCUUUCGUUAUUUUUACAGCUGACGUCAAUUGUAGUAAUAUCGGGGAAAUCCUCCAAAUAUGGUCAGCUUUUUUGAAAAAGUAAUGUAUAAUCGCAUGAUUGAAUUCGCUGAGCAGUAUAAUAUACUACACCGCUGCCAGUUUGGAUUUCGUAAAAACUAUUCAACGUCCCAUGUUCUAAUCCAUCUGAUAAAUAGAAUCUCUUCGGCAAUUGACCCCCGUGAAACUACUGUAGGUGUGUUCCUAGAUCUCUCCAAAGCUUUCGACACUCUUGAUCAUCAAAUCUUAUUCACCAAGCUGGAGCACUAUGGUAUCCGUGAUGUGGCCCUGCAGUGGAUAAAAAGCUACUUUUCUCGCCGUCAGCAAUUCGUCCAAAUUAAUCAAACUUGUUCCUCAAUGCAGACGGUUAAGUGUGGAGUUCCUCAAGGAUCCAUCUUGGGCCUUUUAUUCUUCAUACUUUACAUAAAUGAUCUUCCUAAAGCCUCCAAAUUAACUGGGCGUCUCCUUUUUCCUGACGACAAGAGUAUCUUAUUUUCACACUCUAAUCCCAACUACUUAGAGAAUGUGCUUAAUAAUGAGUUACUAAACAUUGAUGUUUGGUUAAGAUGCAAUAGCUCUCAGUUAAUAUCAAAAAGACAAAUUCUGUUACCUUUAGUUCAAGUCAGAGGAAACUCAAUCACAGUUUUUCUCUCUCUUUUGGAGGUCAACCUUUAAUUUAAAGCAAUGCAACUAAAUUUCUUGGGGUGUACCUAGACGAACAUCUUACUUGGAAAUAUCACAUAAACUUUGUUUCUAAGUUUCUACUUAUCUUGUAAGACCAAACUCAUGCUGUACUACACAUUAAUUUAUCCUUAUAUUACCUAUAAUUGUAACUCCACGUGGUCGUCUACUUACGUAUCUAAUUUAAACAGAAUUUACUAUUUACAAAAGCGGGCUGUGUGAGCUAUUACAAAUUCAGAAUAUCGAGCACAUACUGCUCCUUUAUUCUCCAAAUUGGAAAUUCUGGAUAUUUUCCAAGUCAAUACGCUCGAUACUGCUAAAUUUAUGUUUCGCUACCACAAUAAUCUGCUGCCUCCACUCUUCUGCAAUCUGUUUAUGACAAACAGUGAAGUCCAUAGAUAUGACACAAGAACAUUCAGUAAUUAUCGAAUACAGUUCCUACGAUCGUCAAGAAAUUCAUAAUACUUUUCCAAGGACCUGGAAUCUGGAACUGUCUUCCUGCAUCUCUUACAAACUUGUCAAGCUUUUCGAUCUUUAAGAACCAAAGCGCUAGAGUUUUUAUUAAAAUAGUAACUGAAAUAGUUUAGCCGCACUUCCUUCGCGGCCCUUAUUUCUUAUAAUAUUGUGAUGUCGAGGUGGCCACUCCUAUAAGCCCGGUGUUUUCUUGAGGUCUCCUCGCCUAACAACCUGCUGUAUCCUGUAAAAUUUGCUGUAACAAAAAGGCUAAUAGAUGAUGAUGAUGAUGAUUAUUAUUAUUCUUGAAAACAGCCAUUUUGUAAUGCCGACUAAGCUUCAUUUGCUCAUUUGUAGGAGGAGGAAACUACAUCUACAUUGAAGCUUCGUCUCCCAGAAGGCCAAAUGAUAAAGCAAGGUUAUUGAGUCCACUUCUACAAGGUCCAAAAUGUCUUCACUUUUUUUACCAUAUGUACGGACGUUAUAUAGGAACCCUUGAUGUAUCUCUUUACCCAAAUAAAGUCCCAAAAAAAGACUGGGAUAGUGAAUUGGUCACCUUAUGGAGCGUAUCAGGAGGACAAGGGAACAGAUGGUUGAAGGCCGGUGUCAAUAUAGUUUACAAUGGCGAGUUUCAGGUAGGUUGAAGGAACAAGGCGAAUUGAAUAAUGCACAAUACAUUGAAUGGGAAAAAAUACUUGUGGACUAUUGUGGACUUUUUGGACUAUUGCGUCAACACUUUAUUAAGCAGUGUUUCAAAACGGAGGUAUCCAUGGACGUUUUUCGCUUUUUAAUGUGGACAGGCUUCAAGAAAAGUUUCAAAACAUCGCUUUUCUUACAUACCGCAGUAAAAACAUGCAUAUUCACUCUAUUGUUUUUGUUCGUUAUAGCUCGAUCGGUUUUGAAGUUAUACGCCUCAUUUGCAUCCCGUAAUCAUAGAGCCAGCUUGUUCUAGGGUCUCAGCAGGAUUCCGGACGAGCAGUGUAAACUGAUCUCAGUGAAAAAGUUUCCUUCUGUUCAUUUUCAAUUGUUUUAAAAUAACAUUGACAACUUCUACCGAUUCUUAGAUUUCUCUACUUUGAUAAAAUGUCCCUGUAGGUUGUUUUGACAGCAAUUGUCGGACUGAGCUUUCAAGGCGAUAUUGCUGUAGAUGACGUUUCGUUUACCGAUAGCUUGUGUGAUGGUAAGUCAUAAAUUUAAUUAACCGAGUAAUUAAACUGCCCAGGAAGUCAGUCAUAAAAUUGGCAAUGAAAUUGUUGUUCAUAAUUUUGUUUAUUUCUUAUUUUUUGAUUUUCUAUUGCUGUAGAUGACGUUUCGUGUACCGAUGGCUUGUGUGAUGGUAAGUCAUAAAUUUAAUUAACCGAGUAAUUAAACUGCCCAGGAAGUCAGUCAUAAAAUUGACAAUGAAAUUGUUGUUCAUAAUUUUGUUUAUUUAUUAUUUUUUGCUUUUCCUAAGGGGACUGUAACUUCGAUAAACACUGGUGUUCUUGGAAAGCAAACACCAAUUUCAGCUUUAAAUGGACAAGAGGGUAUGGCAAGACACCAAGUGUAGAUACCGGGCCAAGAAGAGAUCACACUACAGGUAAAGUUCUUCUUUUCUAAAAUGGUCAUGUUUCAUUACAUUCUAUGAUAAUGAAGAGAUAACUUUGUCAAAAAAAGAAAGCAAAACUAAAGAUCAAGAAAAAACGCAGUGGUUAAAUUGCAGUGGAGGAUAUCUUCAAUAUUCAAACAAGCUAAUUGGUUAUCAUUGUCAAGGCUUUUAAAACAAUUUAUGAUAAUAUCGGUGACUUCACCCGUUCUGGAGUGUUGAGGCAUAAAUCCUUAAAUGACCACCAGAACCGAAACAUUGAAGCAUCGAGUCAUGAUAAAGUAGCUGAAGGGUACGUUUUUAAGGCUCAAUUGGAAAAUCUUUGAAAAAACAACUUUCAACCAGUUUUUCACAAGAGGAUUUAUGUAAAAAUACGUUACUUCAUCAUCUCAUACUAUAAUAGGACAAAGAGGAGCGAUCUCACAAUCUCACUGCAAGUAUUACAACUCUAACAAGUGUAGUAUAAGUCCUUUGCUUCUGUUACUUAGGCAAUGGUCAGUAUAUUUACAUAGAGACUUCCGCUCCACGAAAAGCAGGAGACACCGCUCGGUUAGUUAGCCCACUAAUGAGGGGCCCGCAAUGUAUGACAUUCUACUACCACAUGUAUGGUGAUACCAUGAGCUGUAUUGUUAUAUACAUAAAACGCCAAGACUCAAACAAGUUGAAACCGCUUUGGAUAAAGUCGGAAAACCGUGGAGACCUUUGGAUCCGAGGGCAAAUAAGUAUCAACGAGUCUUCAGUUUAUCAAGUGAGUCACAUUUGCAUAUUUAUUUGUUUGUUUUGUUUAUUUCUUUUUUUCCAUUUUUUUUCUUUUGUGAAAGCCACUUGCUGUACGAUAUACUUAUGCGUCCGAUUAACAAAAUUGCGGAACUAAAAUUAGCAAUAAAAAUCGCACAUUUCGGGACUACCAGACGGACACAGAGCUAAGUAGGUUUUUUACGUUUCCAAAAUACCAAUGGAAGACAUUUGUAGCUAUCUCUCUAGGAACUUUUAUUUCUUCUAUGGAAGGAGACUAAGACAGUUAAACAGUCUUUACACAGGCCUCUUUUUCACCAGUUUCGCAAUCCUCUUUGUUGUUGCUGUUGUUGUUGUCUUGGUUGAAACAGCUUCUGUCAUACUUUCUCGAGGCUUUCACUCGCUCGAGCUGACUAAGCUCGCAAACUUUUUCAAGUCUACGCGCCAUGUAAGGCAAGAGAAGGAAAUCACCUUUCCCUUGACGUCAUACACGUACUUGCAUUCAGACAGAUAAUUUGCAAGGUUCUAGCGGGCUUAGUAUUCAGAACAGGGAGAAGUAGUAUAGGGGCGCAACGACUUUAUUUUUGAAAUAGAAUCUCACUAUUUUUUGAAGUAGAAUACAUUUAUGCUAGUGACGUCAUAGCCUCAUGAAUAACACGCCAAGCGGUGGUGGUGGUGAAGGAAAAGCAAUAGAAUUGUGAUGGUUAUGGUGGUGGAGGAAAACCAAUAAAAAUGAUGGUGGAGGUGUGGAGGAAAAAUGAUGGAAUGUGAUGGUGGUGGUGCUGGUAGAGAGAAAACAAUAAAAAUGUUGUGGCGGUGGUGGUAAAGGGUAAGACAUUACAAAUGUGGUGGUGGUAGUGCUGUGGGAGGGAAAACAAUAGAACUAUAUGGUGGUGUUGGCGGUGGUGGAGGGAAAAACCGGAUCUACCGCAGUGGACAAUGAAAUUGGCCGAAAAUAGAACUUGCAUGGUUACGUUAUAGCUCAGUGAUUUUACGUCACAGGUGCGUUUGCGCUUAUUCCUUCGACUACUCGAAUCAACCGACAAAUUAUUUUCUUAGUUUUUACUCAACAAAUAAAAAAGCAAGACAUUCAUCGAUCUGGAACCUAAGAUAAAUCCCCUGAAAAUAAUGCAUGACCUUAUCUUACAGUAAAUCCAUCGCAUGUUAUUCAUGAGAUAAAGACAAAAGGCUAUGACGUCAUUGACGUUAAUCUGUUCCCCUUCAAAGAAAUGACAUUCUACUUCAAAAAUGAGGUUAUUUCGGUUCGCUCUUUACUAAUGGGAGACGUCUGCAUACUUAUUAUCUCUCAAGUCACAAACAACAAUCAAUAUUUUCAAAUUUUGGAUUCACCUUGAAAGUCAACCCCCUGACAACAUCGCUAAACUUUCGUUAUACAUAUCAGAUAAAAUGACCUGACAAAGUAAAUGAGUUUAGGUAAAUAAAAUAGAUCUUUUAUGUACACAACUUAAUAUUAAUAAGAAAUCAGUUAACUUUAAAACCCUUCUGCUUUCCUGUCAAAGGCUGAAAAUAAUUUGUCAGUACAACUAAAAAACCACCAACUCAAUUUGAUAAGUACAAAUAAAAAACUAAAAUUCUACUCCAUCUUCAAAAAUGAAAUAAAAUACUCUGAAUUCAUCAAUCAUAUCCGGAAUCCUAAACAUUGACGUGUCGCCUCCAAAUUUAGAAUAGGAAAUUAUAACUUAAAAAUCGAAACUGGAAGAUUUACAAUUCCCGAAAUUCCUAAAGAUCUUUUGUGUUUGCUGCAAUCUAAAUUCAGCUCGAAAAUGAAAUGCACGUGGUAAUUCACUGGGACCUAUGUGAUGAUUUGAGAAAGACUGCCCCAAAAAAACAGACUUUAUGAUGUCACUUAUUUAAAUAUGUAUGUUGGAAAGAAGGGAUUUCUUCUCUGUUAUACUGUUUAUUUGUGUCAGUAUUUUGUUUUUUCUUUUCUAAGAUAAUUGUUGAUGGUGUUAGAGGUAUCAGUUAUCGUGGAGACGCGGCACUCGACGACUUUUCAUUCCAAAAAGGAACUUGUAACCAAACAGGUAUUUACAGAACAGUAAAAAAAUAACAAUUAUAAUUGCCUUUUAAUGUGUAUUUGUCUGAAAAAUUUUUAUUUUCCCAGUCGAGGCUUUGUAUUCUGCUUUAGCUAGGCAUUUCAAAAAAGUAGUUUUGUGAAAGGUUUGAAAGAGUUCAUAGGUCGUUGGUGUGUGAUAUAGACGAUCAUUCCAACUUUACAAAAUUUUGUUGUGUUGUUGUGCUCUUCUGAUUUUUUUUCUGAUUUUUUUUUCUAAAUAUUUUUAUCCUCGAACUAACUUCAGCCUAUUCCAGUAGCAAAAUAAACGAAAAAUGUGAUGGUCACAAAUAAUAUUCGCUGACACGGCAUUUGCCGUUGAGAUUUCAUGUAUACCUAUCCUUAGUUAUUUUACAUUUCUUGACAACUUCGAGUUUGCUUUGUAUCAAUGACUUAUACUUCUGUGAAGCUACUUUUUUGCUCAAUUGUAGGUGAAACCACCUACCACGUUUCCUCAUACGAAGGCAAAGUCUACCGAAUCUUCUCACAACCCUACGGACACAGUCUCUACUCCGAAGAAUUCCGAUUCACUCUCAAACAUCCCCUGGGAAAUCCGAAUGAGGUAGCGCAUGUUAUCUACUCUCGAGAGUCCAGAGGACACAGUUUCAUUGAAUCAAAUCUGGAUCUAUCUAACCAGGGAAACUUUCCUAUCGAUGUGGUUACUCUAAGUGAUGGACACGACGAACGACAUAAAACCAAGGUUUAUUCGAUAAAAAGGCAUCGUUAUGGAACUAUGCUUAGCCUGUAUGACCAUAAAAAUGUGGAUUGUUGCAGUAAAGAUGCCGUUUUUUCUUUCAGUGCAUAUAAUGUUUCCAGAACAGGUAAGAAACAAGAGAAAAGAAAUGCAUUUACAGGGUGUCCCAAAAGUUCCUUCCCCUAAUUUUAUGCACUAUAACUUUUGAUCAAAACUUUAUUUUUACAUGAAAUUUCUAGAGGAUCUUUAUUUCUCUAUCGGGUACAUGUAUUCAGAACUUCAGCCCUUUUUGUUUCUUUCUUUUUUUAUCACAUUCUGUAGCCGUUGCGGCAUGGAGUGGGAUACAGGGUGUAGACCCACAGAUGAUCCAUUUUGAGCUUUUUUAUCACCUGGUGCGCAGGAGCCAGUUCAACCCCAAACAAUAUUUUUUUAGUUUAGGCAGCUAAAAAUAUAUAUUUUGGGCAUUCAUCCAAAAAAGAUAAUCAUCCUGGCCCCCUUUCACAGCAAGGUGUUUGUACUUCUUUAUAAAUUUGAGAAGAGCUGGGCGUUACUUGGCAGACUAAGCAGAGGGUUUUUUUGCCAUCUCAGGGGCCUCUAAUUUUAAACAUUCGCUUUUCAUGACCCUUUCUGGACUUGGCUUGCUAACUAUGUGAGAGCUUUCUCGUCGAGUCUCCUCUGUUGUAUCUAGCUUUCUUUAAAACUAUUUUAGCUUCUUUAUUCAGGGCUUUUGGUCUUCCCCUUCGUUUCUUGCCUUCAAAACCUUCAUUCCUCCAUGAUCAUUUUACCACCCAACAGUAGGAUUUUUCCAGCUUUUUAGUAGUUUCUACAACAGAUAAGCCAGUAAAUCGAGGUAUACAUGGUUAUGCUCUCACGUAGCUGAAUGUUUUUGCGUUAAGGGGGUUUAUCUUUCGUAAUAUUCACAAAAAAACCAGGAAGGAGUUCGAGCAAUUCGGGAUAUAAAAUACAAAAAAUAUGUGGCUGGAAAAUAUACUCGCGCACGCGCACCCUUGACGCGGAAGUACACGAAUGGAAUAUUCGAGUCAAAAGAUGGCACAACAAGUACGAAAAUAGUGAAUUAGAUUGGAAGACACAACUUUUGUUUAAAUGAUUUGCUUACCAAGUCCAAUCGUACUAAAAUACAUACUUAUAAAGUAGACGAACGAACUUUUGGGACACCCUGUAGUUUGGGCUUGUUGUUCCUUCCUGUGGGUGACAUAGCCUGAGAAAACAGCCGAUAUUUCGGGAUGCCACCGCUUCUUUCCCCCCGAAAUGACGUCUGAGGAACGACAGCACAAGUUCUGUACUGAUGACGUGUCACUAUCCAGAUUUGGGUUGUGCUUCUGAUAGGGUGAAGUAAAGUUUCAACUAAGCAUUACCAAAGAAUCACGCAUAGCAUCAGUAUGGAAUUUCUGCGCUCGUUCCUCAGACGUCAUUUCGGCGAGAACCAGUGGUGACGUCUCGAAAUGUCGGUCGAUUUCUCAGACUACGUGUGGCAGUAAAUUUGUUUUACUUUUAUGCAUGGCAUGAAAAAAGUAGUAGUUCUGGGAGUUUAUAGAUACAGAUACAGAACACUUGUUGUGGAAGGUUUUAGCUAAAAGUUGCUUAAGGGGCUUUAAUUUGCUGUGCACCUCUGAUUUGUUUACUUUUGCAGGAAACCUAUCAACGUCUAACUGCUCACCUGGUUGGUACAAAUCUGGCCAUGCCUGCUUUCUUUUUUACUUCUUGUAUUCCAAAACGUGGAGCUCAGCACGGUCAUUUUGUCACAAACAGGAUGCCGAUCUCGCAGUUGUCAUUGACGCCAGGAUGUUAAAACAGCUAGUCAAUCAGAGAAAAGAAAUGACUUUAGAUGACCGCGAAUUAUUCCUUGGGUUGAGUGGUCGGUUAAACUGGGCCUGGUCGGAUGGGACAAAUAUCUCAGAGACAAACAGAUUUUGGGGUCCAGGAGAACCUAGUGGUGAUGGCAAAUGCGGCUCGUUUUUAAAUGCUAUCAGUUGGGAUUCCGCUUGGAAGGGGUUUGGAUGGCGCUGGAAUGAUCUAGAUUGCACCCGCGUCCGUAUGGGAUUUAUCUGUGAAGAGCCAUUAGGUAGGACAACAAAACUUAAAAGACCGAAACAUUUUUGCACUCAAAAUACGCACAUUGCAAAGAAAUAGCACCUGGGACACCACGGAAGUUUGACUUAAUUGCAUCAUAAUGAUAUACAUUGUAUAUUGUAUAAGAAAUACUGUAACUUGCUCAAACGUCAUAGCAAUCUAACCUGUUAAUACGCCUAUCCAACCUUAUCUCGUACAGCCUUCUGAAAAAUUACGAUUCUUUGAUAGGCAUGGAUUUGGUGGUUUUAGUCUAGUUUAGAGUAGCAAAAUUCAGUACAAAUGGUCUGGUAUAGGUUAAGGGUUCUAGGGUUUCAGCAGUUACUCCCUCCCACAAUUCUGGGAGGGAGGCUAGUAUCAGGAUUAGGAUUUAGGCGCUUUGGGAACGCACCAUACAAAUUCAUUGUCAGGUUUACCACUGAUUACACACUAUAUGAAUUUUUCGAUUGAUUUUAUAGCUGUGCCUCAUCCUUCAGCCUUGUUUACCUUAAGUGGUGUCAAUGGCACUAUGGAUAUCAGUCCACAUAGAGGGACCUCGGCUAUAUCUCACGACAUCAUGUUUGCAACGGGUCCUUAUGGAAACGAAAACGGUUCAUUCUUCUUUAAAGGCAACAACAACAGCUACGUAGAACUGAAGAAUACCGGUAAUUUGGACACCAGAUUUUCCAUUGGAGUUUUUGCUUGGGUUUAUCUCGACAACACCUCUGGCCUAAUAUUCAAGUACGAAAAGAACAACCAUUACGGCUGCUCAAUGAAGGUGCUUGCGUCAAAUUUGGGUGUUAGUGUGCGAUAUAUGAACCGGAAAGGUACCAAAAGUUAUGUGCUUUAUAAAAAGAACAUUCUAAGAGCAAACGUUUGGAAUUUUGUUGGAACUUCAUACGAUUAUCACACACGUCUGGCGACUGUUUUUGUCAACAACAGUACCGUGAUAAAGAGAGUUAUUUCAACAAAGAUGGAUUUAGCUACUCAUUAUGAUGUAAGAAUUGGAGCGACAAGAAGACAAACCGCCUAUUUUCGCGGAAGAAUUUCGUGCCUACAAAUUUAUGAUCAGGCAUUAUCGAGAGACCAAAUUAUGAAGAUCAAGACAAACUGUAAUGAUACUGGUAAGUAUCAUAUGUGGCCAGCUUCUUUUUCAGCUUGUGCAAAUUAUUAUAAGAUGAGAACGAUGAGUAAUGAGUAUUAAUUUUUAGGAACUUUUGUCAUAACCUUUCAAAGCCAGUUGAACAAGAGAUUGAAGAACACGAGGUCUUGAGCCAAAUUCUUAAAGUGAAGCAUAAUUUAUAUACAUGUAAGAAAGGUAAAUCAUUUUUUUAAUGGAAUAAUCUACUCUGACCUGAGCUUUGCCAACUGCCGACGUGGAAUCACUAAACCAGCUGUAAUGGAUAAUCACAAGUUGCACUUGAUUCUAAUUGCAUGGCCAAGCUGUUAAUUUCUUACGUCUGAUACGUCAGUUGUGAGAACAUCCAAUCGCAACCUGACGUUUCAAGGUUCAACUGCCAUUGUGGGUCCUCAGAAAUAUUUCCGGCCUUAGCAAAUUUUUUUCGAGAAAAACUAUUCUCACGAAUUCAGAAUUGACUCUAGACACGAAGCUACAUGUAUAGCCAUGGCUACAUGUAUAUCAGGCUAAAAUCAUUCUUAAAACAGUAUUAAAACACAAAAACCCAGUGACAGUUUUCCUUUUUGAACUGUUUCCUUGCCAUGGAAUUUCGGGUGGUGAUGCAAACAACAAACUGUCCUAUUUUUACCCCGCUAGUCCUUUUGAUAAACGCUUGAAUUUCGAUGACGCAUGAAUUAUUAUCAUAGCUGUAAACAUCUAAUAAGUAAAUAGAUUGACUGUCUUUAAAAAAGAUAUGAGAUAAAGCUGCCCAUAAAGUGAGAAUGAUACUCAUUUAAAGUAAUCUGCUCCAAACAGAACUAACAUCGUGCAGUCCCAGCUUCUUCCCUUUUCGUGGCGGUUGCUACUCCAUAAACACAAACUUUCCUCGAACAUGGCAAGACGCUCUGGGAUAUUGCAACAAAGUAGUUCAAGGAGGAACACUGGCCAAGAUAUCUAGAGAAGGGCUGAGGUUUGCAUUCUCAAGCUUGCUUGACAUGAGAAGACCUAAGCCAAACAACCUAUUCUUUGGACUAUUAACCAAGGACGACUGGGUCUGGAUAGAUAACACACCAUUCAAUAAAUCCCUUUGGAAGCUGGGAUAUCCUACUGGUGGCCAUGGAAUCCAAAGCUGUGCUGUUAUGUCAGCUGGCUCAUCAAAUAAGAUAAUAAAAAGCGUUAAUUGUCGAUCAGCAAAAUAUUUCUUGUGUCAGAAACGUUACGGUAGGUGAUUAAAAUACUUCAAGUCAGUUGUAGUUUAUUUUGUCAGUUACGAAUGACAUAAUGGAAACCUCGAAACUUUGUGCAAAAAAUUCUUUGUUUUCACGCUGUAGAGUUGUCAACAAAAAUGUUAAUUCGAAACGGGCUUGGUAGUUCGUUUCACCAGGAGCACCACAUCUGAUAUGGAAUUCCGUUUAAAGAAAUUCGUCUUUUCAAAUUAAACGCUAAAAUGUGCCGUUGGAAUCCCUGUUUCUCAAAUUCUACUUCGCUCAUGAGUAGCCGACUCUCGAAAACUUCUUUAAGAGAGCAAUUUUAACAACUGUCCCUACGCGCGCUUUAUGCCGUGCCCCUGUACCUUUCGCAACAGCCCUCCUAAGUCAAGUCUAUUUCUUUUUUAGUAAGUUCAUUGUCACACGAGAGUAUGGUGCUAAGUUCAAGCGUGUCGUUGCCGCAUCACACUUCUUUAGCCAUUGAUGGAUCAUAUUCAACUUGCUUCCGUUCAAAUAUGGUAAGGAAUAUCAAAGAAAAAAAGGAACACCGCUUAGCUGUAUUGCUUAUUUCUAGACCAUUUUUUUAAACACUUUACCUACCACUGCGGAAUUUUUUUUUUUUUAAAUUCAAUUUUUGUACAACUGUACAGCAUCAGAGAUACAUUUCAUCAAGUUCCUCUUGAAGUUUUUACAAUGGCUUUUUCUUAUACCAUCUUAUACGUAUACCAUAAUGGCAUCCAUCUCCCUUUAUAAUGUUGGGAUAUACAGGAACAGUCAAGUUAAUUUAACGAUUCAAACUGAGAAUUACUUAUUAAUAAAUAUGGCCUAAUAACAAGGUGAUUAAGGCUUGAAUGGGGAAUGAAAAUCGUCAGCUUCGUGACUAGUAACCAGUUUCUCCUGGAACUAAACAUUUGUGUGUGUUUUCUUUAGGAGACUAACCCUUGGUGGCGAGUAACCUUCGAAAGACCGCAGUACGUCGAAUCCAUCGAAAUCAUCGACAACGUUGACUGCUGCCCUCGGGACCAUGGGAUGAUCUCAAUCACCGUGUCUGCUGAUGAAAGCCAUUUUGACACGACCUGUGUUGUUUCCACUGAGUAUGGUAAAGAGCUUAAGUACAAAUUACAAUGUUCUCCACCAGCCCUUGGCACUUACGUAAGAUUUACGUUGAUUGGAGAGAACGUCACACUAGUUCUCUGUCAUGUGGUGGUACGAACUCUUGGUAAGUCAAAAAAUCAAGUGGCUUCCUCCACGAGAAACAAGCGUUUCCCUCCCAGAAACGUUUCUUAUUCAACACUUUCUAGUAGCGUUUCUGAAGCGUGAUGUAACAAAUACAAACAAAAGAGGCAGCCACUGACUCCACUACCUUUACACUAUUAUUCUGUUGUAAAAUUUGUGCUGGAUCGAAAGAAAGUCGUUACAUGCAUAAUAUUAUAAAUGAGGAGGGGGAGGAGGAGGCGGGAAAACAAUAAAAAUGAGAGGAAGGAAAAUCAAAAUAUGCUGAUGGAGUGACAUGUAGUGGUUGUAGUGGUGGUGGUGGAGGGAAAAACAAUAGAAAUGCGUUGGUGCAGGCAAGAUAGAUCUUUUUACCUGUUAAGUAAAGAUUAACAUCAACAUCUCUAACAUUUUUUGUUCUCGAAAUAUUGUAGCUGUUUGAAGAGCUCUUUCAACUUUGUUGAGACAAGAGUUGGUCUGUACAUUUCACAACAUAGCUUAACCAAUGUUGAGAGAAUGUCGAGGCAAAAGUGUUAUCAAUUCUAUCUGCAGAGCAUGCUGAUGAUGCCCGGGGAGUAUUGCGCGAAGGGUGGUAUAAUGUUAACUACAACUCCAAAAAAGCACCGACGAUGCGAGAUAAUCCCGCCUUUAAGCCCCCAGCUCAAAGCCGUAUCACUUUGAGUGACUUUGAUGCACCAAUAAAUGUUGGAGAUAAGUACAUUCAGCGACUGACAAGUUACUUGCAGGUACACAAUUCAUUUUUCUAUAUUUUUUUUUCUAAAGCUUUCAUGAUAUUUAGCUCCUCUCCAAGCAGGUCUAAGCGCCAUGACCAAUAGUUCUUGAGUCGUUAAAACUAAUUUGUCUGCAUUUACCAAAGAAUCGGACAAAGCAUCACUCUUUAUAUCACCCUAACAAUUCCACAAGUCCCACUAUCCUCUCGUGAUAAUUUAAGAGAGCUGUUGAUGGACUGAUCCUCUCUUGCUGAAGAUAAAUCAAUAAAUCCAAUAGCACUUAAAUGCAAGUCAGUCAGUCAGUCAAGCAUAAUCAAUCAAUCAAUAAUCUUUAUUUAUACACGAUAAGUAUUUAAAGCGACGCUUCGCUUGUGGGGUCGUGUCUAAAUAAUUAAAUAAGAUAACUAAUGAAUUAGAAAAUAAAUAGGAUAUACACCAGCUAAAAUCAUAUAGCUACUUACAAGUCUAAAACGAUAAAAGCUUAAGAUUCUAAAGUACAAGGUGGUACUCUAGUAUCGACUAAUUAUUAACACUAAUUAUACUUAAAAUCUUCCUCCCUUCUGGUCAAUGUUUGAGGGGAGAUACAGUCGAAAUCUAGGUGUAACAGAGCCUUUGACCGUCUUGCCAUAAUCGCAUAUUUCUUAACAUUGUCUAUAUCGUCAUUAAGUUGAGGAACCAACGUGUUCCAAACUAUUGCUCCUCUACGAGCUAUAGAGUUCCUCAUGUAGUUGGUGUUAAAACGAGGGACAUCAAUUUUCAGUUUCUUCCUAAGUUGAUGUCGCUUGAUGUUAUCAUUGUUCUUAAUAAUAGCUGACAUAGCGUCUGGAGUCAGGUUAUUAUGGAUUUUAUACAUACGCUUAGCUAAGCUAAUUUUAUACAUAAAGGCUAAAGAAGACCAAUUAGCCUUUUUAAUAACAUCUGCAUUAGAGAUCUCCCAAGGUAGCUCAAGGAUAAUUCUCGCAGCUCUACAAUGCAGUGCUUCUAAUGCCUUAAAACCUUCCUUAUUUGUGAAGCCUCCCCAUACUGAUAUACCAUAUACGAUCGACGGCAUAAUAACUCUAAAAUACAAGUCUAAUAACAGAUUCUUUGGAAGAAAUUUGCUACGUUUUAACAAGUUUAACUUAUCAACAAAGCCUUUUUUAACAACACUAACAUGUUUAGACCAGUUUAGUUGAUCAUCUAUCAAUACGCCUAAUAGUCGAGAGUGUGCAACCCAUUUGAUGGUGUGCUGGGCCAACGUUAACUCUUUCAAUGGGCCAGUGAAUCUUCCACGAUGGAGGAUCACUGCUUCGCAUUUCUUUGGAUGAGGUACUGCGUCGAUAGAAUCGCCAAUGCAAUAUAGGGUAGUAUCAUCAGCAUACAUGUAGGUUGUCGCAGUGGUCAUAGGUUCAGGUAAAUCACUUGCGUAAAGAGAAAAUAAGGUCGGUCCUAGAACGGAACCCUGCGGUGUUCCAGAUUUAACAGUGUUAAGAUCUGAUGCUAUACCAUUUAGGACAGUAUAUUGUUUUCUAUUGUCAAGGUAACUGCGCAGCCAGUCGAGUAGCAUUCCAUUAAUUCCAAAAUCAUUUUCUAAUUUACGUAAUAGCACAUUAUGGGAGACACAGUCGAACGCUUUCUGGAAAUCUACCAGCACUAUACCAACAACUUUAUUUGAAUCAAUGGCACUCCUCCAAAUUUCGGUAAUAUGUACUAGCAACAGCUCUGUAGAAUAUCCUCUCCUGUAAGCCCAUUGUUUGUCUGUAAUUAAUCUAUUUUCAAUAAACGCAUGGUGAAUGAUCGAAUCAGCAACAAUGGUUUCGAGUAUUUUGCUCGGAACACUGAGAAGAGAUAUGGGGCGAUAAUUUCCGAUUUCAGUCUCGUCAUCCUUUUUAAAAACAGGAUUGACUCUCGCAGUCUUCCACGGGCUAAAGACGUAACCAUCUUUCAAACUCAUAUUGUAAAGGAACAUCAACGGGGAUAGCAAUGCAUCUCCAGCUUCCUUGACUAUUUUCGGAGAUAUGUCGUCGGGUUCUGUCGCUUUAUUUGUUUUGAGAUUAGCUAAUUUUCUCUCAAUGGCCAAAGGCGAUAGUGCGAUGUUAUUGACACAGGGAACAAUCUUAGUUGGCGUGGCCUGGUGAGAUAGAUAUUGGGGCUGGAAACUGUCAGCCAGUUUCUCUCCGAUGUUAGAGAAGAAAUUGUUGACCAGGUUUGAUUUUUCUUUGUCAUCAACUGCGAGCGAUCCGUCCUCUCUUUUCAGUGGACCUAUCGAUUUCCUUAAUUUAGGGUUAUUCGCCUUUGAAAGCAGGUUCCAAUACUCUGCAGUGGUUUUGACAUCAGCUAAUAGAUCUUUAAAAUGCUUAGCCUUGGCUCUGCGUAUAUCAGCUGUGAUUUCAUUUCUAAGUUUCUUAUAUGCAGCCCAUUUGCUAGGAUCCUUUGUCCGGUUUGCCUCUUUGAAUAAUUUAAAUCUGCGAUUCAUUUUGUGCCUAAUUGUGUUGUUAAUCCACGGAGCAGACAUACUUCUCACUUUCACAUCCUUAAACGGGGCGUGAGCAUUGCAUACAUCUUUAAACAAUUGUUCCCAUCCCCAGAGCGCAUCGCCUUUGUGAUGAAAAAUUUCCAAGAUAUGAAAAGGAAUCUUUUCAAUAUCAGCCUUAAAAUUCGCUGCAUUAAAAUUUUUAAAGUUUCUGGUGCGAAUAAUCUUCGGCGGUGGUCUUUUGCUGCCCAAUUUAAGCGUUGCAUACACUAGGCAAUGGUCGGAUAUACCUAGUGGCAUUACUCCUGUGCAUCGCACAACAUCCACCUUGGUGGUAACAAUAAGAUCAAUCAGUGACUUUGUGGUAUAAGUUAUGCGGGUUGGUUCAGCGAUAACAUUUUGCAUAUUAAAUCUUCAAAAAGCCAUAUUUUCCCCACCACUACUCUUUUGUUGACAUUUCCAUUGUUUUUGCAUGAGUGUUCAAUUUUCAUCUUUAAAGUACUGGGAAUCAACGAUUGUGAAAUUUCAUACCUGAGGGACAAUUUUAAAACGAGGAUUCGUGGUAAAAUUUUGGGUCUGGCGUUAACAGGUUUAAGAGCUAUUUUAUUAUUUUCCUUCCAGAGGAUAGCUGCUUAAUGGCAGUUUCAUUCCAUUUCUCCUCCUCCUGAGGAAUUUCUUAACAGGGCGCCACCACUUACAAUAAAGUGAGCAGGAUAUUCUAGAUCUUGUCUGACUGUGAAUGAUCGAUAUGAGGAGCACGCUUUAUAUAUCCUAAGAUAGUUGUUCAGAAGGGUGUUGCGAAUGGGAAAUUGUCCUCCACAUCCACGAAUAAAAAGACAUUUCAACUGUCGUUACCAGCGCUCAAAAUAUAACAAACAACUUCUCUCAGUUCUAGCACUGGGGGCCAUACAGUCUGUUGGUGUAAACGAUUGUAUUGUAAUUUUAUAGUGAAUGUACUUGAUUUACCGUUUGCUUCAUCUGUAGCGGCAUAUCGUUAAUUACGUGUAUGGAUUAAUGCCAAAUAAACGUUGUGUUUGUCUUACUAACGGUAAAUUGUCGUCUUUUUACCUCACAAGUGGUAUUUUGAGCCAUUUUGAAGGAUUCUGAGUUCGCUGUUUACUGUUCCUUUUAAUAGAAAAACAAGGAUAGAAUCAAUUGUUUGCGCGGCUCCAGAGCCAGAGCGAUUUUCCCCCAGAAAACCGCACUGCUCCGCUUUCAAAACUCGCUGCAGAAAGGCCGAAAGAUUCACGCUUCUUCUCGUACCUUCCGAUCGAAAAUCCAUCCAAAAGGCCUAGAGCUGUUGUGGCCCUCGAGGAAAAUUAAAAUCUCACAGUUUUCGAACGGUCAAAAUGUGUAGCAAGAUUUACAUGUGCCAGCCAGAAACCGUCCUGCUGAUUGCCUCUCAAAAUACCACGACAAUUUACCUUAGGUAAGGUACCACAACGUUUAUUUAGCAUUGAUCCACGCACAUAUUUAACGAUUUACCGCUACUUAUGAAGUUAGAUGACGCGAACGGUCAAUCUAGUACAGUUACUAUAAAAUUACAAUGCAAUCGGUCAGACAAACAGACUGUGUGGGUACCCUGUGGCUCUAGUAUUUCAUAUUAAGUUAGUUAGCAUUUAACAGAUAUGAUUAAGGAUUUUUCUCUGUUUUUGUCAAUAUUUGUUAGGUCCCUGAAAGCGGCAAUUACACAUUUUAUCUGUCCUGUGAUGAUGUUUGUGAGCUGUGGAAGCAUGAUGUUAGCGAGAAAGGUAUCGAAGAAGUGAAACAAAAACUUGGGAAGACCUUGGCAAAACAACCAAUCAUUACCCUUAAAAGAGUAACUGGCCAUAAUAAAUGGGACAAGUAAGCAACCUUUCUCUUCAAUAUAUCUUUUAAUAACAGACUGCCAAAAGCACUGUGUGUGCAAAUAACGGUAAAAUGCGACCGUCACAUGACAGCAUUUGUCCUGUAACAAUCAAAGUACUUAACAAACGAUGCAGGGUCGUAGAAAGUCUCAAAACGCUUCUAAAGGAACGUCAUGCCAUUUUCUUGUCUUCCAAGACAACAACAGCUUAGUACAUGUCCUUCAAUUGGAAAGGGGUAGAAGGAACUCACGCAGUUGCCAUUUGUAUCUGUAGGUAUGCGGAACAGCUCUCUCGGCCGAUAUUUUUAGACAAGUGCAGACUCUAUCGUAUGGAGGCCUUUAUGAGAGAAGAGAGCAGCCAAGAUCACAUAUCUCUUGGCAUGCGCAUACCGUCUGACAGGUAUGAAGGCCCUAUUCCAAGAAGGAGACUGUUUUGGACCAAGCCAGGUAACAUGACUCUAAGCUAGGAAAAACUCAUUUCUGUCACAUUUGCAAUUGACUUUAAACCAUGAGUUUUAAGUACAGACCUUUUCUGAAAUGCGUCCUGUGCAAGUUAUCGUUUGGUUGCCACAACAUACUUUACAUGAUACUAGCAUCUCAUAUACUCAAAACCUCUACACACAGGAAUGUUGUUUUGGAAUGAAGAUUGUGUAGUAAAAAACGGACAACAACACGAAAAGUACAAAAUUACAAACAGCUAACCGGUUGCUGCUUGCUGCAGGUGUGACAAAGGAGUUUUCUUUUCUUGCCCUGCGAGCACAGGUUACUUUUUUACAUGGCUUUUAUUUGACAUCUAAAACAAAAAAACUACGUGACUGACAAGCUGACGCGAUCUACUUCGAAACAAACCUCCUACACGACUGACGAUUGUCGGAUCUUUGGAAGGACCCUUUCAAGAUCUUGAAAGAUUCUCUUGCAGUCCUUAACGAUCUUGAAGGAUCCUAACUAGGUUGUUUAAAAGAUCCUCGAGGGUGUGGAUACGUCAUUUAACAUCCUUGUAGGAUCUUCUUGCAAUCCUCAAGGAUCUUAAAGGAUCUUAGCUACGUUGUUUGAAAGAUCCUUGAGGGCGUCAAUUAAGAUGCUUGAAAGAUACUCACCAAAUAUUCAAGAAUCUUAAAGGAUCUUUACAAAGAUCUUUUAACCCUUUCAGUGCCAAGUGUGGCCAAGGGCAAAAUUCAACAAAAAUCCCCAAAUUUCGGCUCGUAAAAUUUUGAAAAUAAAUAGCGCCAUUUGAAAGUACAGGCAGAGAGGCUUCAUUUGAAUGGUUAAAUCACCGGAUUUUGUCCAGACUCAAAAGUUAGAACUACUUUAAGGGACUCCAAUAUUCACUCUCUUACAAUCGUCAAAGAUCUUCAAGGAUCCUAGCUAGGUUCUUUAAAAGAUCCUUGAAGACAUGAUUUGUCCUUAAAGGAUCCUCGUUAUAUCUUCAAGGAUCUUAAAAGAUCUUUACAAAGAUCUUUGCACGGAUUUCACUUCACUUCCUCGAGGAUCGUCAAAGGAUCGUUUGAAGAUCCUUACCUUUAAAGAUCUCUGCAGAUCUUUGACGAUCCUCAAAGAUUCUAAAGGAUCCUGUGAGGAUUUUCACCAGGAAAAAGCCAUGCCAGAAAGAAACCUCUGCUCAUAAGGUUGUCGUUUCUCACACCGGAUUGGCUUUUUGCUUGCAACUGAAAAAUAUUUCUCUGGUAUUUAACUGACCACUUAUAAUUCCUCUUUUAUAACCUGUAAAUUUUAAUGAAGUAUAAUAAAGUCUCCAAGCUUAAUAAAGCGACACUAAAACUAAUAAUAUUACAUGGCUAGUAAAGCUCAUCAACUGUACCUUCUCAACAGGAACACGAAGACUAGAGGUUACUUUCCUGGACAACGAAACUUCUCUACCUGCCUUUGUUGGUUCAGAAUUGCUCGCAUCAGGUUAGUUGAACUACGUAACUCGAUUAUAUAUUCAAUUCGUCCCAAGUUUGCCAACAAUGUCACCAUCACUUGCAUAGAUUUUACAUGGUCAGUACGGCUUGUACACCAAUAGAGCUUUUGUGUUGUCUCUGUGUAAUAACUUAUCAAGAACUUUUUGUUAGCGUAAUCCCAUUUUUGGCGGGUUUCGUUCGCCCUUUGGAUCAGCUUUUUUUUUCCCGAAGAAACGACUCUUGCCAAUUUUCCUUUAAUUUGUCAGGGUUUUACAAGUUUUGCUGUGACGGAGUCUAUUGCCCAGAUUGCCCGAUGGAAUUGAAUAUCUCGACCCUUCAACAAAACGUGACAGUGACCCCUGCACUUAACAUGUCAUGUACUAACACGCCAUUCACGGCUCCAUUUAAAACCGAAAAACAACCUGGCAAUUUUACAAUCAAGGUAAGUUAUAAUUAAGUCAACUUUUUAAAAGCUACUCUUGGCCUUGAAAAUGUCGAAUUUUCGCUUACAGGCACCUACCCUCAGAGUGGUGUCUUGCGUAAGCGAAAAACCCUUACUUUUGGUCAGAAAUGGCUGGUCAGACUAGUAAAUUUUUUAAAACGAAUUCAACCAUUAAUAUAGAUAGAUAGAUGUUUUAUUGUUUUAUCAGCUAAAGCUGGUUUACAUAAAAGCCAUGUUAAAAAUAUAUAUACAUGUCUAUCAGAGUUUCGAAUUAAUAUUAGUUGUGAAAAAGAAAAGUAGAUGUAAAACUAGGUAUUAACCUUUGAUAAAAUAUUCUAAACUAGCAUUAUAGUAAGGAAUCAAAGAAGCUGGCAUUCAAGCAAAUCCUCGGUUAAUGUAUUCCAAAUAAAUGCACCCCUAUAGCAAAAACAUUUUUUCCCAUAAUUGAUUUUGGAAGAGGCAACUGAAAUCUAGAGGAGGAACUCAUAGUAUCAUACGUGGACCUCAUUUUCAAAAAUUUUUGGCAUAGGUAUUCUGGUGCCAUAUUAUUGCACACUUUCAACAUUUCUAUAGCGAAGAGCUUAAUUCUGCGUAUGGAAAGGAAGUCCCAUCCUAGCUCUUGCAGCAGGGGGCCGGAGGUAGAAUCAUAACUGGAAAAGGUUAUGAUUCUAGCUGCGUGGUUUUGCAGUUUGUGAAGCUGUAGAGCUAGUUCUGAACCCAGACCUCCCAAACAACGCUGUAACAGUCAAAGUACUGUUGGAUAAGAGAGUUCAACAUUGUUCGGAGGGUUAACGGAGGAACAAAUUGUCUCACACGCUUAGCGCUCCGAUUGCGCUGGUUUAUUUCUUCCUCUAAUAUGUACUGCCCAUGUCCCAUGUAAGCGCCUCGUCAAUAUGUAGACCCAAGGAUGUGCCAAUGUUACUUCAGGUACAUUGGCGUCUCCAAUGAGGAGUGAUAGGCAAGACAUUCAAGAAGACCUCUGUCACAAAAGAGGCAAGCCCAUAUCCAGAGGCCUUGAAGUUUGCACUUUGUCGACGAUCAGGCUCUUGUAAUUGAAAAUGGGAGGUGAGCAGAACACCUGGCAACCUCGGUAUCAACGGCAUUCAGCUCAAGAAAGUGAAAGAAACAAAUAUCUAGGCAACAUGUCAGAGAGGAUAACGGUGUAAAGAAAGAGAGACAGUAACAAAAACACAGAAAGCUAAUGUAAUUAAGUACCAAGCGGACACACUCCUGAAGCAAUUACAAGCAUCCCCUAUGAAACAAAACCGAAACAUUUGUAUUUAAAUCUUUCUUCCCGGCAACACAAACCUACAAGAUUCAAACAUGGACACUUACAAAAAGACAAGGGUGAAAAAUAAUCACCUGCCUUAUGUGGUGUUUACGUAGUACGGUCAACAGAACCACGCCUGGUGGGAACAACAGCAAUUCAACACCAUAUCGAUAUUGGGCAAAGGACGAGAGUUGACACGACCAGCUGCCUUAAUAAAAAAAUGCUUAUUAUUGACUCAAGCUACUAGCGUGUCAGGUUAUAAAACAAAAGGACUCCCUCAAAAAAAACUGGAUUAAGGGCUUCAAAGACAGUAACGUGAAGCCGAUCGAUAGCUCCAUCGUCUCGCGAUGACACCGCCGUUGGUAUAAGCGGACGGUUAAAGUAAAGUAAAGUAAACAAGAAAGUAAGCAAGUAGGUUAAAUUCGUCAUCACUGACAUUAAAAUAACUGAUAGUCAUGUUUAAAAAAAAUAACUGAAUUCAAUGAUCUAAUUGUGUACGGCGCCUGAGAAACCAGAGAUUAAGUAAGGAAGGCAAGACUUAGCUUUCUCUGCUCUCAUUUCAUCCCAGUCUGGAUAAUACGUCUCCUUCACUCUCAGAGCGUGCUCCUGAAGAUUCUGUGCCUUAGACUUGAUGAAUUCAACAAAUGGACUUUCUGGGUGCUCCCAGGCUGAGCCCACGAUAAAGGCGAAUAGGGAAGCGUCUGCUAGGCAAGGUUUAUCUCCAAACAGGAAUUUCUUUGGACCUAAUAUUUCUGACACUGCAACCAAGUCUUUUUCAGCUAUUUCGAAGAUCUCUUGUUCUGUGUGUCGACCCAUUCCGUGAGACCAUAGCAUAUUCUUAAACUUUUUCUGUGUUCUGUAUAACACCAGAUAUUUCAGUGGCUGAAAAAGGCGGCCUAGUGCUCUUUCCCGAUAUUCCUUGCCGUAGUCAGACAACCAGCAUGUAUACGUCAGUGCCCUGUGCACGAAAAAAAAGCAUGUUCACGUCAGUUCCCUAUGCGACAGCAAAGCAUGAAAUCGGAAUGGACAAAGUCGGCAUCCUUUGACCAGUUUGAAAUUAAAUCUUACGGAUACCUGUCUUAUACUGGCAAGGAACACGAAGAGAAAAUAACUUCAACCACUAAGGUGAUUAGGUCGGUGAUGAUAUUAUGAAUAUUAGCCUGCGAAUUAGCUCUCUCUCCCCUUUUGUACGCGGGAGAACUUCGUCUUUUUCAUACGAUAGUCAGUUCACAGUUUCCGAGGUUGCAAAACUUUUUUUUCUACCGAUAGACUGUUCACAGUCCCCUAUCCCUCCGGAAGGUCGUCGAGAUGGAGCGCUUUGCGUUACUGACGGUCAUCUUGAUUUCAAAUGUACCGAGGGGACGAGCGUCGGGUGUUAUAGGCAGUAGGGGGAGGGGGGGAGAAGGGGGAAAAUGUUUUUUCUCGCCAUCCCCCACCCCCUAAGUAGAUUCCACAGUCAUCCCCAGGCCAGACUCGGAAGGUUUGAAACCAAGAUGACCGCCCGUAACCACAGGGUCUCCACACAGUCUGUUUGUGUACCCGAUUGCAUUGUAAUUUUAUAGUAAAUGUACUAGAUUGACCGUUCGUGUCAUGGAUCAAUGCUAAAUAAACGUUAUAGUACCUUAUCUAAGGUAAAUUGUCGUCCUUUUGCCUCAGAAGUGGUAUUUUGAGCCAUUUUGAAGGAUUUUGAGUUCGCUGUCCUCUUAAUAGAAGGACAAGGGUGGAAUCAAUUUUUUUGAACGGCUCCAGGGCCGGAGCGAUUUUCCCUAGAAAAUUGCAAUGUUCCGCUUUCAAAACUCGCCGAAGAAGGACCGAAAGAUUCACGCUUCUUGGCGUACCUUCCGAUCGAAAAUCCAUCAAAAAGCCCCAGAGCUAGCCCUUAAGGAAAAUCAAAAUCUCGCAGUUUUCGAACUGUCAAAACUGAGUGCGUAGCGAGUUUAUACGUGCCAGGCAGAAAACCGCCCUGCUGAUCGCCUCUUUUCGAUUGGAUAUCGUUAACAAAAUGUUUAAACAAUAACUGAUUUAAGGCAGACUUGGUAAGCGUUUAUUGUUUAACUGCAUCCGAUCAAAAAAAGGCAAUCAGCAGGACGGUUUCUGGCUGGCACACGUAAAUCUUGCUACGCAUUUUGACCGUUCGAUACUUCCUGAAAAAUUGGGUGGGGUGUGCGGCACGCUUCCUGAAACCCUUACCCGACUAUUUUGGACCAAAAUCUGUGAUUUUCUCUACCCUAUUUCAGACUUGAAGCUCUGUAGCCCGGCGCGUAACCGGAGCGCUUGACAAGCUGUUACGACACGUACACAGUUGGCGUAGACAAUAAAAGGGAAAUGGUCUUACCGCCAAAUGAUGAAGUAGUAGUUUCUUCUAAAAAAACAUACCCAUUUCAAGACUAGAGUGCACAAAGCAUACCCUAUUUCAGACCAAAAUGGUCGAAAUUGAUACCCUAUUUCAGACCAAGAAGGCUAAAAAACCAUACCGACCACGACCUACUUGAAUUUGACUUUGUAACCAGGCCUCGUAGGGUGAAGAAACCUGCGCGCUAUGCCUACAAUUUCAAACCAGCUGACUUUGAGAACCUCAAACUGCAGAUUAUGCGGAGCUCGGUAAUAGCGUGUUAUGCUGGUCCAACUGGAAAUCCGCCCUUUUGGAUAUUAUUGACGCUAAUAUCCCUAAGGCUAGAGUCCGGGACUGAAACACGCCACCGUGGAUUGAGUUCGACAUUUGCUGAAGAGGAAAGAAUCAGCUAGACGUCCCGCCAAGAAACACAACAGCGCUUUUUACCUUGAAAAGUUCAGGAUUUUAAGAAAAGAAUCUAACGCAUUGAUAAACAGGAAGUUAAAGGAGUAUCACACUUCUCUUGGUGACAGCUUGAAAGUCAAUCCAAAGCGCUUCUGGAGUUACUUCCGCCAUAAAACCAAAUCAAACUCUAUACUAGCUAAUGUUACGUACGGUGGGCGACAGAUCUCCUCUGGAGUGGAGAUGGCAGAAGCCUUCAACAAGUAUUUCUAUUCUACGUUUACGUAUGCGCCUGAGAUACCCCUUGAUGCACUUACGCCGCCCGACGGUAGAAUGCCCGUCCUCGACAGCUUAGUGCUGUGCCAAGACGAGGUCUAUAAGGUGCUCUUGAAUUUAGACCCGAGCAAAGCUCCGGGCCCUGACGGUCUUCCUACAAUAGUGCUAAAGACGUGUGCAAGGGAUCUAACACCUUCUCUUGCGCCCUCUUUAAUUUAUCUCUUGCGGAGGGUAAACUACCCACCGAAUGGAAAGACGCCCUUGUCGUCCCCGUUCAUAAGAAAGGAAAAAAGGAGGACGUUACUAACUACAGACCCAUCACUCUAUUGUGCGUUGUAUCCAAAGUAUUAGAACGAUGCAUAUUCAAGCACUUUAAGGGUUUUUUCUGUCCUUUGUUUGACAAUGCACAGCAUGGUUUCCUUCAGGGUCGAUCUACAGUCACCCACCUUCUAGCGUUUUAUCACGAGAUUGGCCGGUCUCUAGAUAAGGGCCUGCAGUUGGACAUUGUGUAUUUGGAUCUCGCAAAGGCUUUCGACAGUGUCUCCCACCAAAGGCUGCCUCUGAAACUCUCUCGGUACGGAGUCAGCGGGAAACUUCUGCAGUGGUUUGAGAGCUACUUAGGUGGACGCGGUCAGCGGUGCUUGGUCCACUGUUUCACUUCUAGUCGUUCUCCAGUUCCAUCAGGAGUCCCUCAGGGCAGUAUCCUCGGUCCUCUGCUGUUUUUAGUUUAAGUGAACGAUCUCCCGCCGGUGAUACAGAAUCGUAUCGCACUCUUCGCUGAUGACUCAAAAUGUUCCAGCGUCAUUGAAAGUCUACAAAAUUGUGAUUCACUCCAAAAGGACCUCGACAGUCUGCAUGGCUGGAGCGAUAAUUGGCACCUAAAGUUUAACACAUUUAAAUGUGAGGUACUAACCGUCACACCUAAGCGCCACCCAUUUCGACUCACUUAAACACGUCACUCAGGUAAAAGACCUCGGAGUGACUAUCUCGCCGGACCUCACAUGGGAUACUCACAUUAACACUAUCUUAGCUAAGGCCAAUAGGAUGCUCGCAUUUUUGUGCCGCAAUGGUGUUAUGUCAUUCACUACAGACCAUAGGAAAUUACUAUAUCUCACGUUUGUAAGAUCAUAUAUUGGCUAUGCUAGCGAGGUACGGGCUCCCAGUACGAUCGGUAGUAUAACAGAAAUAGAGGAUCUUCAACGCAGGGCAACAAAAUUCAUCUUAAACACGCACUGGCAAGAGGAUAUUUCUUAUCAUGAGCGCCUUUCUCGCCUCAAUCUGCUACCGUUAACAUACUGGCAUGAAGUGAAAGACUUAAUUUUCUAUUUCAAGUGUCGCGCUGGCCACUACACCUUACCCAUAGCUGAUUAUGUCGGGCCUAAAGGCACUCGUCUCACUCGCCAUAGCUCUGAUCAAGACGUACUAAUUCCCAAGUCCCGUACAAAGCUCUUUCAAUUUAGUUACUUUAAUCGUAUUGUUAAACUCUGGAAUACGUUACCUGUAUCCACUCGUACUCUUAGUUCUCUUAAUCAGUUCAAAUCUCACGUACUCCAACGCUAUUCGGCUGCUUUUCGCACAAACUACAACGUCACAAACUUUAACACCUGGAAGUCGAUCUGCUGCAAAUGCAGUAGGUUACGUAAUCUUCUAUUAGCUGGUAACUGCUGCUACGAAGACUUUCUAUCGGCUGCGGGAGGGAUUCAUUCUUAUCGUUUUUACAAAUGGGAUUUUUAUACUUUUUAUAAUGUUUAAUGUUUAAAUACUUAGUAUUUUGUGUAUUUUUCGUAAGGGCACACUUAAUUUGGAGCCUCGCUCUGUUGUGUGUCCCGCACCUUCGUCCUUCGUUUUUGUGUCUUGUUCAAAUGUAUUUUUUUCCCUAGUUUUUUAGUAUUGUAAUCAUGGUGAAAGCGAUUAAAUAAAUAAAUAAAUAAAUAAAUACCCUUUGGCGCCGCACAUGCCUGUACAGCCUAUAUAAGGGAGUACCCCCACCCCCACCUCCCGGGCGAAAAACGCGUUCCGUUGCUUACGCAAGCGAGACUCAUUAGAAUACAAUCGUUUACGCAAACAGAAUGGGCUUCUUCUGUGCCGUAUAAACGCAAAGCGCUGGAUCCCUACAAUCUCACGACAAUAUAGGGGACUGUGAACAGUACAUUCUGCCUACCAAUAUGUGUUUUCCUCCAACAUGGUGCGAAUACUGUGGCGAAUAGCUUUUUCCGUGGGUCCCAAAUGUGCAUCGACAUCCACAUGAAAUUCUUUCUGAAGAAACCGAAUACAGAAAUUAGAAUCAGCGAUCUCUUUCUGGUUGAACUCGAUCCAUGGGUACUUGCCCUUCUUGGAGGUCUUAACGCUGUAAAUAUUUUGGUAGCGGAUCUUUGUCAUUCGAAGGAAAGUUUCCAAUUUUAGACAUGGCGGAGAACCGCUUAGGGUAGUAAACAAAUCUCGAGGAAUCUGAUGUAGAAUGACUGUUCCAGGAUUGAAGGGUCUUUCGCCCGUUUUCAGUCGUACAAGGAAGUACGUGAAAGCAAUUGAAGUGCCAGCAAUGCAAAUAUAAAUUGCUAUUUCCAUGGCUUUAACACUUACUGCACCCGAAGUUAAAUAACCUCUGUUUAAAAAGAAAUGAAGUAGACCGUCUAGUAUGCAUCUGUUUUGCAUAAUUAUAAUCUAAAAAUAAUAUUAACAUUUCGUUACAUGCAAUAAUACGGCUCUAAUGUGCUUUCACAGGGGAAACCUAACAUGAACGGCUGUACAAUUUAUAACUAGAAAGAGUAAUUCCUAUUUAUAUUCACGACUAAGAGACGGGAAUGGGUGUGCAGCUAGAACUAUGGAGCCUGAGUGUUUAAUGCCGUCCAAAUAACAUACAAAGUUCAACAUCAUAACUAAAGAAUAGCAUACAAAUAUUCCUAAAUAAAGUCACUCAGGCUAAACUACUCACGUGCGCCGCCUGAUACGAAAACCCAAAAAACCCAAUGGGAAAAAAUUGGGAACGUAUUCCCCAACCGAUGCCGUCGCACAACCUCUGGGGCUUAAAGGUAAAAAAUCAAUCGAUAGAUGAAUAAAGUAAGAUAUAAAAAUAAAAGUUGAUAGUUCGAGAGCUGAGAUGAAUAUAUUACAACUGUCAAAACCUUACAUACCUAAUAACAAUAGAGUCAAUCAACGCCAUAGCGGCUCACGUGCGUUCAUACCAAUAGGAAAGUAUUUACAUUCUCUGUCACUGCCACUACGUUUAGCUCCGCCGAAUGUAAAUAUAUUUUUUAUGAUAGUAGUAAGAUGUUAGAAUGACUUAUCUGGGCUUCGACCGGAUCAUAUUAACAAACUUCAAUUCAGCUUGUGCAAAAUUAUUCUGCACGUCUUUCGACUGGUCCUAGGAAACAUGAACAUAUUUCACCCAUCUUAAGGUCUCUUCAUUGGUUGCCUAUUCCGGAAAGAAUUGAUUUUAAACUUUUACUUCUUACUUUUAAAUCACUUAAUGAUGUAGCACCGCCUUAUAUGGAAGAACUGUUAGUUCGUUAUAGAUCAACAAGAACUCCGCGUUCUGCAGAUAAAGGACUCCUGGUACAAACUACAAAAUACAACCUUAAAACUUAUGAUUACAGAGCUUUUUCACACUCAACUCCUAAGGUAUGGAAUUCCAUACCAGUCAGUAAACGCACAUGUUGUGAGCUGGGCGCUUUCAAAUCAAAAAUAAAAACACUUCUUUUUAAGCGUGCUUUUCAGCCGUAAUUUUAUUUCAUUUUUUUAUUAUUUAUCUUUUUAUUUUAUUUUAUUUUUUUUUACUUUUAACAAAUAAGUCAUUGUAAUAUUUUAUUAGGUUUACUAUUAUUAGUACUGCUUGCAAAGCACUUUGGAUUUAUUAUUGUUAUUAUUAUUAUUAUUAUCAUUGAUGAUUUAUCCCAUAAUUCAUGUUAUUGUAUAACUAUAUCCGGGGGUUUCCCACAUAAAAGUUGCAGGGUGGUCCAUCUGCGGAAAAUUGAAAAGUGAAAUCCGCUAAAGGAGACCUAUCUGUGCGUCUCCCGCUCAACCCUAGGCUGCCUAGGCGAUGUUUUUAUCAACAAAAAUGUUUCCUUUCGACCCUAAACACCCUUAAUGAGACCAAAUGGGCCAUUUCUUCCCCUAAUUCCCCUAUGCGAGACGGCAAGCAUCUUGGUAACUUUUAUUGGGAAUCCUCUCCCGGGUAAAUAUAUUCUAGUUUUAAAUUUGAACAACACGUUUCCUAAGCAGCUGCUCUUUGUGUAGUUACGUGACGACACUACGAAGGGCUCUCUUAGGAGACCAGAGCAGUCCAUGCUCUUACAAAUGCUCACCAUCUUUUUUAUUUCCAUGCCCCAGAUCACUUAUGCCUUUGCUAACAAUUCAGAGCAACUUGUGAAUGAAAAAGUGUUGGGCCAUGUUCUACUUGAAGGUAUUUCCAAAUUCCACCCGUUCUUUGUGGCUAUUUAGCGAGCCACUGGGUUACUAUUCGUUACCUUUGAAAAUGCGGCGAUAAAAUGAUCAUUCUAACUGUUGUAACAACUGUCUAAGACAGACAAAAAAGACAAAUUAAUAUCUUACAUGAGACAGUGUAAGCACAUUUGGUAGGGAGCUGGUCUCAGACAGAUAGCGAUAUCGCCAGUCAUAGGGUCGGCCCGGACCAUUACUCAGGAUUGUUAAAUAACUGGCAGAAUAAUUGUAAAAUCGUUCUUGUCUAAACCAAAAAAACUAACCGGUGACUAUUUAGAGAGGAUGACGCUUGACAAAUCCAAGAAAUAUUUGCACUCACGCGGUCCAGAUGGAAUUGGGCAUAUUAGCCUCGCUUUCAUGACUUAGGAAUCUUGAUGAUAACGUCCCGGAUGGCAGAAAGCCCCCGGCCCUCCCCCAACUGAUCCUGAAGAGCUGAAUUAGAUCAGUAAUAUUAAGCAUAUUAGACAAAAAACCAUAAUAGAGAGUAACAAAUUGUUUAAAAAGUUACAAAAUUAAAAAUUGAACUUGACCUUUAAUCUAAGGUUUGUAUUGUUUCUCUGUCAGCGGUGGUGGUGAACAAAUGCUCUUUCCAAUCCGGCUUUUCUGACUGGAAGAAUAUUGCAGACAUGGAUCACAAGUGGAAACUGUCAACCGAUUUAUAUACCUUAAUGAACUAUACAGGUGUGUUUGUCAAACAUUUAAAAUCUGAGUCUUUUUUACCACCAUACCAGGAGAGAGAUUAAAAACGACCAGGAAGCGGAGAAGGAAGGAACAGUGAAUAGAAGGCAGAGCGGCGCCACAGAGGCACUGCGAAGGCAGCGGUCAAAAAUAAAGAAGCUCGGAAGGAGAAGUUCGUGGCUUUAUGUGUCUGCCGACACAAUGAUGAUGAUAUUAAUACUAUCGAGGAAAGUAUUUACCAAGAAAAUGUUCUUAUAGCAUGACAAUAUUUAUUCUUUCCAGGUUAUUUUGCAUACAUUGAUGGUGCAUACAAAGCUCAGUUAAAAAGUCCAUUGUUGCCGUGGAAACCAUUUCACCGAACCGUCGGUUUGUGUCUCAGGUUUAAGUACCUUAUGAAAACUCAUUCCAAGUCAUCUUUAAGAAUAUUUCUCAAAGAAGCUAAACAAGAAAAACCAGUUUUGGCCUGGCAGCUAAGCGGCUACCACGGUGAAGACUGGUCAUUAGCUCAAGUGGUUUGGUCAGGCACAGAUACCACUCAGGUAGGUGAAAGUGCGGACACUUUCAAUUUUGCCCUUUCUACUCCAAAAAGGUCAAAACAGAUCUCGUCUGGAACGGUUACUUGUUCCUACCCGACCCUUUUCGUACCUCUUUUGACAUGUAAACGGGUUUCAACUAUCCGGCUUGGAGAAGCGUCCUCGUUUUUGAUAACCGAGUUUUAACAACGACAACGGCAAAAGCGAAAAUGGCACUAUUAGGAUGAAUUUACUUUUUUUCAAAUUUUGUUGCGAUCAUCACACUAAGUUUAUGUGUAAACUGUAAUUUAAUUUCCCUGGAAUUAAACUCUUGGGGACCUAACCCUAGUGUCAAGUAUAUCACGCGACAUGAAAUGUCGCAUAAGGGAAUUUGGCGUCUUCUUCCUGCAGGAAUAGAGAAUUGCUGAUUGAUUGUUAAGACAUUUUGUUUGUUUGUUUGUUUUUGACGUUCGGGUUGCCGUCAACGUCGUCGUUGAUUGAGCUUCCUAAUGUCCGAAGGAGGAUAGGUACCAACUUCAGUGUUCGUUUCCGGGAGUGUCAGGUUUAUAGGAGCUUCUGCACGUUAAAAACAGUUGUAACUCACACUGUAACUCAAAAUAGCUCCGUACGUACAUUUUUCAGACAAUUUCCAAUUUGCUCUUCUUUUGGUUUUAAAUUGCCUGUAAUAGUGGGUUUUAAGUCACUCAAUUAAUCAAAACGGUGUUGUUAUUUACUCCUCAUUUUAGAUCAUAUUUGAGGGAGAAGGUUUUCUUCCUCAAAAGCUCCACAUAGCAAUAGACAACAUUACUGUCACGACAGAGAAUUGCUCCUUGAGGCCUUAUUUUGCAAAACCAGGUGAGCUUUUCUGUCCGAUUCUAUUCUUACUUUAAGGACCGAAUAAAAUGACACGUUCAAAGGUUAAUUAGCCCCUCGUCGAAGUGGUUCACCACGAUCGCUGAUUCAACGUCUCUCAGAACCGCGUCGCUUAUAAAGCUAACUACUUUCAGGAGCUGGCUCCUGCCACUUUUUAAAAUUUCAAUGUUUUUAUCGUUGCUGUAACUCUAGAGAUUGUUUAGUAACCGCUUUUUCGUACUUUGUGCGCUAGAGGACAAGUAUUGGUCUCACGCGUUAGAUUGCUUCACGGCUGGGUGCACUGGUUGUAAGUUAAAACCUUUCGGGACUUAAUUCGCGCUUAAUUACGCGUCGAAAAUUUCACGGACACAUUAUCGGUCAAGCACUUAAACAAUACCCAUCCAGUGGUCCUAGCCGUUAGGGUGGAGAAUCGGGCGAUACCGACGGCUGGAGACCACACCUACUAAAGGUCGAGCUUCCUAAGUAUACGUGGUCUGUCAAGCUUUAUUAAAUUGACAUUUUUCAACAUUUUCACUCUUUUUCGAUUAGAUUUCAAGUGUAGCGAUAAUCAGUUUAAAUGUACUAAUGGCGAGUGUGUAAAGAAGAAUCUCCUGUGCGAUGGGGACUAUGCAUGUAAAGAUCGCUCAGAUGAGGAGAACUGCGCAUGUCCGACCAAUAUGUUUCACUGUAAAGGAGGAGGUUGCUUGCAAGCAACUGCCUUGUGUGAUGAUACUAAACAGGACGGCUGUGACGGAGAAGAUGAAAUCAACUGCCGUAAGUCGCCUUAUUUUAUCACUUGCAUUGUGCUUUAUUUCCCAUUGCCUCACGCGAAAAAAUUAAAAGUAAAUCAAUAACUAAUACUAACAACAACUUAUAAUAUUUUGAAAAACGUGUUAGUAGAUAGCUGUGAACUGCUAGUUUUAGUCAAAGAAACUAAGAAGGAUCUCGAUGAGGACACGCGAAUAGAAGAAAAAGGAAGGCAAUUAUCUGCUGCAAUAAUCGGUUUAACUGUCAACAAAACACUUGGCUAUAAUGCUUUGAUGCUCUUAGCAGUGGACAAAUUAUAACUCCAUUUCUACCAUAAAAUCUUCAGCAAGAAUCAACGACGGCAAUUGUUAGGCAAUUUCCUGUAUUAUGUUGCGCUCGUGAGAUUUCUAUCACGGGAUUCAUGCUAUGUUAAAAUCCACGUUGAUGCAUGCAAGAGUGUCAUGUCUGCGUUACAACUUAAGCUUCCAACAUGACGUAGGAACAUGUUCAGUCGGCUAAUCAAGCAAAAGGAAACGCUCACCUACAAACGCACAUACAUUUGCUUGUUAGUCUAAUUUUUGCAAUACACAGAGCAACUUGUAAGGCCAUAAAAACAGCAGCCGAUGCAAGAGCGGGAAAAGUGAAUUUAUUUAGGGUUCCUUUGGAAGAACUAUAUGGCUUAAAGGGUUAAAGGCUUGCGCUUAAAACCUAGCGAAAUUUACAGCUAUUUGAAUGGAAAAGGGUCAAAAGGCAGGCUAUUUGCAAAUAAUCACACUCAACGAAUGGAAAGGAAAUGAAAGGAAAAAGAUCGAGGAAAACUAAAAGAGGGGAAAGAGAAAGAAAGCAAUGUUUGUACUCUUAGCUUUUACAUUAGCUUCUUUGGAGAUCAGUUUUUGACCGACUAAAAAAAACCGCUUGACGGAAGAGGUCUAUUAUUUUGGCGGUAACGUCAAAACCCCGCUUGAUAUAGAAGCGCGUUAAUGUGGCCGUAUUUCAAACUCAAAUACUGUAUCGGAUGUGUGAAAAAUAAGCCAAGCUAAGCCAAUUUGGUUAAAAAGAAAUCUUAGUUGUUGUUGUUGUUGUUUUUUUUUUUUAACGCAAUUUCCUAAACACUAACCAUGAUGGUCUCGCUAUUCCUUUGGGCUUAAAAACUCUCCACCAACAAGUCUCAGGUAACAACCAAUAUUCCUAAAACCUCUCUUGUUACUUUCAUAAGGAAAUCCAUGUUCUGAUUAUCAAUGUCUGGACGGGUCAUGCAUUCCCUGGGAAAGCACAUGUAGCAAAACCUCAUUUUGCAGAGAUAAAACUAACACGCCCUCUAUUUGUGGUAAGUAACUAUAAUCAAGGAACCAUAAAGCUGUUAUUCUCAUAGACUGACUUUCAUGAGUGUUGGUUGAUUUAUUUGAACUUGCUAAGCUUUUUGAUCGGCUGUCAGUCAGCAAGUAGUGAAAUAGUCAAACGCAGCCUUGAUAAAACACCAUUUCAUAAGUAGGUGAAAUAUGAUCUCCCGGGUGAAUAAAGUCAUCUUCAAAGUCAAAGUGAGUUAUAUCAAAUCAGUUGAUGGCACUUUGGUUAUAAACGUGAUUGAUCAACUAAGUCGCUAUGUUAUUGGUCGUCUGUCAGAAAGGGUUUGAUGCUAAUUGGCUAUGAAGACUGUAAGUGCAAUAAGUACGUUUGAUCCGUCUUUUGUCAUAGAACGGUCGUUUUAUUGUUAGUCAAGUUUUCCGUUUUCCAGUCAUUCUAUCGUUGUCAGUUUUGCUCAGGUCCUUCAUGAAUAAUUCGUAUGUAUGGUGUUGGUAGCUGCUGACUUCAAUUCAGUGAACCAGCUUUCGAAAGUGAGUCGUUGAUCUUAAUCUGUUUUCAAGCUUUGGCGCUGGCCAUACUUGCUGCCUUUUACUUAACAUACGUUAUUUCCAGGAUCUGGAAAGUGCCAUCUUAAUGACCUAGCCUGCUCAUCGAAAACAUCAAUUGAAAAUAAAUUAUGCAGAUCGUUCAGAGGUAAGAAAACAGCAGAACUUAAGAUCCUUUACUCACUUAAUUUUCAUGCAAGCAUUUCACAGGUUUACUCAGAAAAAUUGCACUCCUAUCUUAGAACACAUUUAAAGCCCCUGUGUGCUUUAUCACACCUUCGGGCAGUCACGUGGCAUCGAAGCAAAAACAGCUUUUGUAUUUCCCAUGAUAAUGGAGCUCUCAUGGCCAUGUUCUUCGCAACUAUAGCAACUAAUUGUCACCGAAUUUUGUCAAAACAAGUCUAAGGAAUAAACGACAACCUUUUAAUGGGAAGAGGAUCGGACAAAGACGUAUUUACAACACAAAUUGAAUAUGCCACUUGCACAUUUCCCUUAAUGCACCUUAUUUGCCCCCCAAACUUUGGCCAACCUUUGUUUUUCAUUUCUCCUGGGUAUAACAGCUGUCCCAAGAGAAAUUGAAAGCAAUACUUAUGGAAAAAUUUGGGGGGGCAAAAAAGGGGCAUUAUGGGAGAUGUGCAAGUGACCUAUACAAAUUUCCUUCGGGGAUGGUAUUCAUCUCCCACAAGUGACAAUCCCCACCAACAAGUCUAACACUGGCUGCAAGAUAAGGAGUAACUAUUUCUUCGCUAAUCUUCAACUUUGGCCAUUCUUUCUUGAUAAAAGGACAUUGCAACUUUCAAAAUGGUCUCUGUGGCCUAAGAACCGACAAAAAUGAUGCAAUCCAGUGGACUGUGGGAUCAGGACAAACACCUACGGAAAGCACUGGACCGAGCCAUGACCAUACUUCUUUUAACAAGAAAGGUAGGGUUACCUAAAUGAGAACCUUGACCCCUUGCCUAGGUACAUGUGACUUUGAUAUCUAAGAGCAUUAUAAUGUGCCUUUUGUUGUGAAGGGAUAUAGAAACCUUCCAAAAGGCAUUUACCGAAUGUAAUGUUUCAUAUCGUUUCCAUAUGACAACUACGUAACAGUCAAAGUUCUGUACAGACAAUUAUAAGAUAUCCUUUGGUUCUAACCUCACCAAAAUAACAACUAAAUACUACUGACAUUUUAUCACGCCGAAAACGAGAUAUGUAAAGGCUAAGUUUGUAAUAGAGGCGAUAUUAUCAGAUUCAUAAGUGUUUCCACGUAUUCGGAUUCACAAACUCUGUUAUUGUAAACCUAGCUUAAGAUUGACGUUUCAGUGAGAAAAGAAUCGCCAAGGAAAUUCAGCACAAAAUUACUGAAGCCUUCCGAAUGGAUAUUCCAGUGAUACUUCGACUACUCUUUCAUGAUGUUAUUGACGAUAUUGACGCAUAACAUGAACCACCAAAAUAGCGCUAGAGCACUCCCUGUUCGUUUAUCUAAAUAGCCUACAGAAAGUGAACGAAUGCCAAAGCUGAAGAGGGGCAACGAUAAACAAGAUGUUCACCAUAGUUAAAUAUUACGGGUGUAUUUGUUGCAGUUAAUUUUUUAUUUCAGUUAAUUUUUAUUUUUCAUUGUUUUUGGGUAUGGUAAUGUAUGCCAAUGAAUUUAAAACAAAGGAAAAACAAAAAUUAACUGCAACAUAUACGUUUCAGGCUCUUAUAUUUACAUCGAAGCGUCUCAAAGGAAGCCUGGGGAGAGGGCUAGGCUACUAAGCAGCUGGAUGGAACCCAAUGAGACAAUCUGUCUGCAGUUCUGGUAUCAUAUGCACGGAUCGAACAUUGGAAAUUUGAGUGUGUAUUUGAAAACUAACCAAUCAGAGAGUCUUGUCUGGAGACUUUCAGGAGAAAACGGGAAUCGCUGGAGAUUUGGACAGACAGCCCUUAAUAGCCCAAAUUAUUAUAAAGUGAGUUAUAGCAAGCUGCAAAUUCAGUCACCUCUUGUCGCCCACCGCCACGCGGGGUAUAUCCUAUAUCUCCCCUCCAGAAGGUGAGCGACGUGACUCGGUGAGGUAGCUUUAUUCGCAUGCUAAGUAAGUAAAAUAGUUUUAGUAACCACCAGUUUGAAAGGCUUUGCUGUAACAAAACUUCUAAAAACAUACACCCUUGCGAAAUGCGUCUCUUUAACCGUAGAUCUAGAGCUCGAGGUCUGAUCAUGAUUGCUUAGCUGAGACUCAAUGAGCCAAGGCAGAAUGUGUUUUCGGUAUCUAUUUCAGUUUGUUUUAGAAGGAACAGUUGGUGGCGGAAGUAAGGGUGACAUUGCAAUGGAUGACUUGAUGGUGUUGGAUGGAAAUUGUGAAACCAUUCUGAAACAAGGUAGGUUAACUAAUGAUGUUCGGCCAAUUUAGAACAGUUGUGAAAAAAGGAUUGAAUCGUGGUCAUUGUAACACUCACUGUUUUUAGCCACCCCAUCGCAACGUAUCAGGAGAACAACCAAUGUCGUGCACCACAUGCCUUUGUACAGCCUCAAAUCUGUGUCCUGGUUUUUCGUUUUUCUGUUUUGAGCGUGCUUUUCUUGCUUGGGGCAGGUUUCUUCAGAAAACCACGAAUACUGGAUUCAUUGAGUUAUCUGGAUCUCAUGGCUUAAAGGAGACAAAAACUAUCAAUAUCUUUAUGCAAUAUGACAUUAUUCUAAUGGAAGUUUUUCAAACGUGGUCAGUCAUGAUCGGUUAAGCAAAAACACUUGUAUGGUGCCCAUUUUCGGCCUUUGACUCUUAAUUCAUGGAGUGAUUCAAAAUCCUAUGUUGUGACUGAAGACGGCGUUACCAAUCAAUUUGAGGAGAGGAAAAAAUCAUCAAGUCUCAAGGUCAAAACGCCAUAUUGUGCUUUACUUCUAACUGGUAGAAAAAGCAGUGUUAACUCUCUUUCGGCUGUUAAUCAAGGAAAAUCAUUUUGAUGGAAAUAAUUCCAUUCAGAGCCACUAAAAAUCUAAAACGUGCUAAUCAUAAUUAUGUUUCCUUUACUCUGACAAGGGAGUCCAGACUGCCAUUUUGAAGAAAGUAUGUGUGAGUGGGAAGCCCAGGAGGGAUGGGUCCUGGAUCCAAUCUUGGUGGGAUUGGAGAAGUGGGGUAAGUUGACCAAUUUUAGGAACAUGGUCUGUCAAAAGGUGCGCCACCAAGCCGCAGGCAAAUUGGUCACGACCAUCAACAUGGAUAAAUUUUAAUAAAUUAUGGAAUCUGAAGGAUACAUUUUCCUUAUUAGCUCAACGGUGUUUAUAAAACGUAAUUAAUAUCAAAUCAUCACAUUUAAUCUAAGGCUCUCUAUCUGGCAUUUGUCUGUGCAGUCUUUUGUUUCCCUUCAAAAAUUCCAUUCUAUUUAUUUCCUCUCCAUUUCGACUAGCACUGAUAAACCAGAAAUUAUUCCCUCCCUUAAACAGAUCAGAUGUACCACUUCUUGUCCUGCUGGUUGUUGCAUAAGAAUACAUUAUACCGAAACUCUUGUUCUUUGUUGAUUUCGUGGUUCUCGUGAGAACGGUGCAUCCCUCUCUUCGUUUUUCCAAUAUUAACUGACUGUUUCUAAUCCAUCUCAUCUUGUCUAAUCUUCCUUCUCUCAACUCUAUGGCUGGUUGGUAGAGCGCCAGUUAGAGGAACAGAAGGUCGGGAGUUCCACUCCAGGCCGAACCAACAUUCAGGGUACGUCUGACAAUAUUAGUUCUACAAAAUAAUAUCCUGUCUUGAUAUGGCUCAAGUGACUUUAGUGAAUCUAGUUCCCAAUGAAGAAGAACUAGUUUACUCUUAGAGUCUGAUCUGAAAUGGAAUGUACAUAUCUACAUCCAGUGUUCUUUCAUCUUUGGACUUUACUGCACUUGCUGAUAAUUGCCUUGCCCGAAAAACCUGAUUAAACCCUGGUGAACUUUGGUGCAAGACUGGUUCAACUUAACAAUGUGUCGGGGUUAUCAGACCAAGCUUUAACUAAUGCGCAAACACCUACCGUAGAUUUCAACUAAUCCUACUAGGAUAGCCUGGUAAAACCAGACAAAACCAGGCUUUUUUGCUCAAUGCGUUAGUUAAGACCUGGACUGUCAGAUUGUUAGGUAAAUUUCAACCAGAAUUAACACGAAAGCAUAGCAUAACGUUCACUUUAGGUUCAACCUGGAUGCAUUGGGCACUAUGUUUUCAAUGGUCUAGUAGGCCAGCUUCAACUAGGUUUCUCCAGGCUUCAAACCAGACUUAAUAAUGGUCUUAAGUUUGAACCAAAACCAAAGACAAUGUUAUUACCGCUACGUAAUGACAACAAACGACUUUUUUAUGUUUAUGUUCUUUAUAGGCGGAUAUAUCUCGCUUGCUGGCGUAACUGCAACGCUCUCAUCUCCGAUCAUCAACACGCACGAUUACGAAUGGAAGUGCUUCCGUUUUCGGUAUUUCAUUGGCAGUAUACAUUUUCAUCACUUUGACAUACAUUUUUUAAAGGUGAUCAUAAGAAGUGUGACAUCAAAUCAGACUAUGCAGCUUUUCUUUGACGAUAAAGUAACCAAUGAGUUGCAUUACGUACAGAUACCCAUACCCAGCAAUUACUCUAAUGCGCAGGUAGGUUAUCUCUCAUUUUCUGUGCCAAACUUUGAUAGCGAUAUGUGAUGUGUAAUGAGUUUAUUUUAAUUUUCCGGUAGAAAUAACACAUAAACUGACGAGUUACGAAAUUAUUAUACUACUUGAAAUUCCUAAUUGUAAUCAUGAAUUUCAUGAGCAUUCUUUAGCUACUAGUUAAAGAAAAUUCAAAGCUAUAUCAAUCAUCUUUCGUUUUUCAUGGACUGUUACCAAACCGAUAGACGUGCUCAGAAUUUGCUGGGCUAACACCUAGAGAUCGAAGAAAGCAAGGUAGGGAGGGCGAUUUUCCCUUUUUGGCGUGUGGAUUAGGAAUAUUGCAUUUGUACCAUACAAUACCAUGAGAGAUAUAACCAGGCAAACGUAGACAAGCUCUCUCUCUCUCUCUCUCUCUCUCUCUCUCUCUCUAGAAGAAUAUUAGGGCACUUUUCUGACGUUUCCCUCUUUUGAUGAUAGAUCAAGCCUUUUUGUGUGGUAACUUUUGACAAGCCAUCUAACAAAGCGUCAUGAUCUAACCUUUCUGCAUGCGAGAGGUUCGCCAAUACCAUAUAAUCCUCACUUAAACAGAUCACUAUUUGUGCUUAAGAGGGCACGAAAGUGCCCUAUGCCGUGGUAUCAGCCAAUUCAAAAGCUUUAAAUCCAAUUUGUUGGUCAAGAGGGAGCUAUUGACUUACCAUUUAUCCGCCACUCAAUUCUCUCGAUCACCACAACCUUUUAAAUCUGAGAUAUCUGCGGCUUUAAAAAUCUGCCGUGUAUGUGUUUGACUUUUCAUGUCGAUGAAAGGUUUCAGAAUUCGAAAUAUGCCCUUUUUUCGUUUCCUAAGUUCGGACAAUAAAAAUCGCUAUUUAAUUUUCAUUGAUUGAGCUCAAAAUCAUACAGCAAUUAAAGCAAUCAUUUGGCAAUAUAACAAAGCAAAUUUGACAACAGAAUCACCAUCCGUUAUUUUUUUAUGAAGAUUUGAAGGAACCAAUGUCAGAAAAUGGCAAAAGUCACUAAAGUUCCCUAUUUGCUAGAUGAUACAAAUGAUCAUUUCACCGCAAUUUUUGGAGAGGCAGGAAUAAAUGAUACUAUCUAACUGUACAAUACUGCAAUAGCAACGGGUGGUUUAAUUUUCAGAUUUGUUGGUUACAACAAAAAGGAACCAGUACCGAAAAAAGGUGGUUUAUAAACUCGAUGUGCUUUGCAUAUAGAGGUAUAUGGACAGGUGACUGAAAAAUUCCACUUCAGGUCUCAUUGUGUAGCCUGAUGAUUACAAUAAUAUUGUUUUAGGGAAAGUGUUGUUAUAAUUGUGAAAAAUAAAUUGAAGAUCAUGAAUUAACCUUGGCGCACUCCUUAAUUUUCGAACUGACCCACACACUAUAUUUAACAUGUCGCUUUGUCAACUCCGCAAAGAUCGAUGAAUCUAAGACCUACACAUCCCCCAGCAGACAAGUAUAUAUUUUUAAAGGAAAUCUACAAAAGGUGCCAGCUUAAAUCUCAGUCUCGUGAGUUAUGAAUCAGAUGAAUAACUGUAAAACACUGACCAAACUAGUAAGGAUAUUGGCGCGCUCCUAAACGCGCUGCUACUAAAUGUGUCAAACAAUUGUGUAAAUAAAGGCUGGCCUCACUCGACAAUCUAUCAUCUGUUUAUCGUGAUAGCCCUAGUCUUAAGGUUGCUAUACACGUUUUAUUUUGAAUCAUAGUAAGUGAUAACAGAAUGUUCUUGUUCAGAUAACUUAAACUCAGCUAUAGAGACGAUGGUUUUGUUCAACUCUGUCUAGACUAUAUUUUGUAAUUGGGCUUUGAAAAAGAAAAAGAACACGUAUUAUAAACGACCGAUGUGGUUUACUUUCCUCUCCUGAGAUAGUGCAAUACCGUAAAAAAAGCAUAUUGACAGUUAGCAUAUACCACACAAGUAAAUAGUGCUUUUCGCGCGCUCUGAUUGGUUAACUCGGACGUGAUUAGCCAGCACUAUUCAUCUCCGAGCAACCGGCGCGAGAGAUUUUUAUUUUCUGACCGUUUGUCACACAUAAAAUAACGUUUUGGUCCGCUAAUUUUUCAGCUUGUGUGGUAUAUACUAAAACAAUUAUUCACCUUAGUGUCGGUGAAAGUGAUGGAUAUUCACCGGCCUUGCCGCUUCGUGGUUCGGUAAAUAUCCAUCACUAUUCACCUCCACUUCGGUGAAUAAUUGUUAACUAUGUUUAAAGUGUUGAUAACGACAUCCGUACUUAUCUCAAGACCCAAGGUCAAAGAAAUUCCUCAGAACGAAAAUGGAGGAAAGGGACUAUUGCAAAAAGCUUACUUGGACAGCCCGGAAUAAUUAAUCCUGUGAAAUACGAAAGGCGUGUUUUAAGAGCGCCUAAGACAACUCAACAUUAAUGUUGAGUUGUCUUAGACGCUCUCUAAUUAGAGUUGUUUUCAAAAACUUCUCAGUUUAUUGCAGUCUUUCACCUUCGGAUCUUGACAUAUUGAGAGCUAUGUUUAAAGCAUCGAUAACGAUAUCUGUACCCAUCUCAAGAUCCAGGAAGAAAGAAAUUUUUCAGAACAAUAAUGGAGGAUAGGGACAAGUACAAAAAGCAUCCUCAGACACAAUAAUGAAUCGUGUAAAUACGAAAGACGUUUCAAGAGCGUCUAAGGCAACUCAACACUAAUGUUGGACUGUCAUAGACGGUCUUAACAACUUAACUAAUAUCAGAGUUGUUUUCAAAAACUUCACAGUUUAUUGCAGUCUUAACAUAGGUGUUAGAUCUGCAUUUUACAUGCUAAAUCACCUCUUGUUUUGUAUUGCGGAAAUUAACAUACCAACUAUUAAUCGCGUGAAAUAAGACAAAUGCGUUUUAAGAGCGCCUAAGACAGCUCAACAUGAGAGUUGUUUGUUGAUUACAAUCAAAUUGUUAGUGUUAGAUUUUGUAUUUAAGAUCUCUUUUUUAUCUCAAGAUUUUCUAUAUAUUUAGAUAUAUAUCCUGUGCUCUUGUACAGCUUUAACUUCAACCGAGUACCCACCCCUGGGGGAGUUAGUUUCGUUGUAAUGCAUUGUUAAAUUUUUCCUUCGGAGUAAAAGUGUUACAGCAUUGUUUGCGUUCGUAAAAGAAUUAUAUCGAGCGUCCUGAGAUUUGCUGGAGAUUAAGUACACGUUUCUCAUACGAUUUAUACUAACUAAUGGUAUCUAUAACAAUAUCAUUGAUCUUGAUUAGCUCUCUGCGCGCUUAUUUGUCAUGUAAUCGGCGCGUAAUCACGUGGGUAUCCAAUAACAGGUAUCUAAUUUGAACUUUUCGUAAUUGGGUGCCUGUAAUGGGAUACCCACGUGAUUUGCACGUCAAUUACGCGCGCUCUAAUGGCUUCCGUCGCAGUAUUUCCUAGAUUUCUCAUGACUUAUGAAAAAUGCUACAGACUAUUUUAAAGAAGUUCUCGCAAGAAAUUUAUAAUUUCGAAAUUUGUUAUAGAUACGAUUAAUUAGUAAUUGGACUUCGUGGCAUACAAUUAGUCAAGGAGUAAUCGUGCUCAUAUUUUGAACGCGGCCUCGCAUUUUGCGCUCAUCCAAUUUUGAAAUGACAUGUACUCCCGCGAUUACUCCCUGAAUUGUACUUCACUCAGUCCAAGUACUGUUACUAAUUCAAGUUAUUGUUGAGUGGACAACGGAACUAAUAGACCACUUGUCGGAUAUGUUAAAAUUCAGCUUGAGAGCGCGGCCUAAAGGACCGAUACAAAUAAAAUGAAAUCACCAUGUUUGUUCAUAGCUUUUGCUUGCGUCCUCUAGGCCUCACUAUCAAGCUGAAUUUUAAUAGAUUGGUAGUGGCUUAUUGUUUGUCUUGUCUCCAUGUUUAUGCACCUGAUAGAAUCAGGCAAAGUUCAAAUUUAAUACCCUUCUUGAUAAUUAGCAAUAUAUUGAUUAAUUAAUAGUGUGUUGUCAUGAUAAAUAUACAUCUUGUUUUUGCCUGCUCUGUUAUCAUGAAACGGUAGCGUUGUAUGUUUUAAUACUGUUACAGUGCACAGGCCUUAUUGUGUUGAACUGAGUGGCUGCACAGCCUUUUAAAUUUGAUGUAGUGAUGUUUGAUAAUGAGCGCCUGGUUAAAUAAAAUGUUGGAUUGUUAAAUACAAGAGACUCGUCAGUGUUUAGCAACAACUGAGAAAUGAUGAUAAUCAACAGGGAAAAUACCUGUUGCUUCUAUUGUACUGAAAGUAAUGUUUUGCCGAAAAUUAACUUCCAGAAAUGAACAUAAUAAUAAUAUAUAUUCCUCUUGCGCCUAUCCUGAUAUGUUUUAAGUACUUUACAAAAUCAACAGAACUAAAAAGAAAGAUGUACGAGAUAUAAAUACAUAGUACAAUGAUAACAUCAUCGACGUUCCCCAGUUAAAGUCACGAAAAUUCCCUAUUCAAGUCGCUAAAGUUCCCCAAUGUCGUCACAAAAGUUCCCUAAUGUCACAAAUGUUCCCCAGUCUCGUCACAAAAGUUCCCUAUGAACGUCCUUAAAGUUCCCUAUGGGCGUCACAAAAGUUCCCUUAGUCAGAAAAGUUCCCUGUUUCCGUCACCAAAGUUCCCCAUUUUCGUCACGAAAGUUCCCUUUCUUCUGGCUCUCUCUCUCUCUCUCUCUCUCUCUCUCUCUCUCUCUCUCUCUCUCUCUCUCUCACGAAAGCGAACGUUAAAUUUCUCCCAUUCAAGAAGAAAAAUAUCAGGCCUUUUCCGUAGUUUACAUUUUUAUUACGUUAAAUCCUUAUGAGAUUUUAUUUAAAAAGGAGCCCGAUCGACCAUUCCUAUUCUUAGAUUGAACGAGCAUGCCAGCAUGACAGCUGGGUGAAGUGGUUUUGAUUGGCUAGUACGUUAGUACAUUUCUUAGAGCCCAGUGGCUAUCAAUCAAAAGUAGAUAUUACAACUGCAUUUCUUCCAAGAUAAAAUUUGGUGUUUUUUUUCUACGACUUACAGAUUGAUUUUGUUGCCGGCAAGGACAGCCUUUUAUCUUUCGACCUGGUCAUCGCUAUCGAUGGCGUGUCUUUUUCCAAGGAGCCUUGUGAACGCAUCCCUUGGAAACCGGAGAAUGGUAAAAACUGAACAAAAGUGACAUUUCAGCUAAUUUCGUUCUUUACUAGAUUACUGUUGUCUUUUUUCGCCGUUGUACGGUCAGCGUCAAAGUUAAGUCCUAUUCAGAUUGGAACAAUUUUUGGGUGCGUCCGAUUGAUCGUAUUCUGGAACAAGAAUACGUAAGCGCUCUGUUACAAAUCUCUUGUACCGGAAUUCAGUCAGUCGAACAUGCCCUUGGUAAAAAAUUGGAAACUGAUGUUUGGAAUAAUUUUUCUUAAUUAUUUCACUGAAGAAAACAUGAAUUCUGAGUGAAUUUCAUUCACUUAACGAUUGCACAUUUAACCCCAAAAUUUGAAGCGCAACAUAAGAGACGUAGCAGGAUAGAGAGUAACAAAUUGGCUAAGACAAUGUUUCCCUGGAUUUGUAGACCAUUCUUGUGGAAACUUUGACUUUGAAAAGGGGACAUUGGAGGGAUGGAUAGCACAUGGAGCUGCCUUCAGCCACCAGCCUACCUUAGGAGAUAACAUCCGCGCUCGAACGUCUGGGUAUAACAAAACUUCAUCGGGACAUCAGGGCAGUUGGUGGAUUGGCACGUAUGAAAACCGAUCAAAAGCUGACAUUCCAGCUGGAGAAGUGCAGGGAAACACGCCAACCGGAGGUCUUGUGUCAUCACUCAUACGCAUUACAGGCCCAGACGCCAACUUUUUGCUCGGUGGAGGCUGCGGUUCAAAGACAGUAGUCUAUUUAAUGCUCGAUGGCAUUCCCCGUCAAUUUAACGACAAGAUCAAGUGCAAAGAACAAAUGGUCCGAGUCACAUCUCGUGUCUUCAAAGAUUUCAUAGGAAGGGUUGGACGAAUAGUCCUUUUAGACUACGACGAAGGAGGACAUUUAAAUUUUGAUGACUUCAGGGGUGAUUUUGUUUGCCUUGGUAAGAUUGCAAAUAAAAUGUGGCCUAUUUUCUGAUAAAAUCAUUCAAGCAGUGGCACCUAACCUUAGAUCAACAAACGUUUGGUCCAGAAAUUUCGCUAAAAGGAUUCAUGCUCCUAUAACAGACAUCACGAAGUGUCCCCUAAUCGUAAUGCAUACCAGAACGCAAUCAAUUACGUUAGACAUGAAAUAAUAUAGAAAUUAAUACUAACUGCGUCCAAUACGAACUGCCCAAGGUUCGUGUUCUAUGAGAUUCUGGAAUUAACUCUUCAAUAACUUUUUUUUUGUAUGGUCUCUCUUUAAAUUCCUUGCAUAGCAACUAUGAGCGAAAUUUAGCCUGCGUAGCCGGCGGGGUCGUUCACGCGAGGAAGGUUUUAGCAGAGGAACUGCGAAGCCGUUCGCAGAAUGGGGAGGAGAUGUUUCUCGCGGCAAAGCCUCUAAAACUCUCACACGCACAAAAAUAAUCCCGCCUGCAACACAGGCUACACGAAAUUUGAAGUUGACUAUAGAAAAGCAUCAAGACAAUCUAGAUCCACUUCCCUUGUUGAACAGCUUUCUGUUAUGGAUAGGAAAACUCCGUUUUUUUUAAUUCUGAUUAACUCAAACGUUCUCAACACAUUCUUUAACACAAUUUAGACGAACCUCCUUGUGACAUAACAAAAAACUGGUGUGGAUGGAGAAGUUUACGUGGUUGGAAAAGAAUCAGUCAUAGAGAUCUUGAGCAGCAAGGCAGUCAGGAAUCACGUGCUGAUGACAACGCAGAUAGCACAAACGAAAGAGGUACGUUAUGUUGGUUUUUUAAAAAUCAAAGGUCGCUUUGUACUGUGUUCAGCCAUUUAAAGGUCAAAUGAACCAAAAUUUCGACCCUUUUUAUUUUCGUUCAAUUCUAGUGAAAUGUGUUUAAUAUGAACCAAAUAAACAUACUAUGAACUUUCAGCUCAAUUGAAGCAAGUAUCUCCGAGACAUUCGCAAUUAAUAAUUGCUAUUUUUUGGCCCUUAUCUUCGUAGAGCGGUCGGAAAAAUUGUCGGAAAAAACAGCUUGUGAGGUCAAUGUUGGUCGGGUGAAAAAACCGGGAAAUUCAAAACAGAGUUUUUCGAGUCGACUUGGCGCAGAAGUGGUUUGUGCAGCCAUAAACCUGGAAAGAACAGGCAAUUUGUCGUCAAAAGAUGCAAGCUGUGUUUAUAACCUUCUCAUUAUUUAAUUUUCUCGAAGAAUACAUUAUAGUAAAACGGAUUUUAACGACAUUUACUAAUUUCCUUGAGUUGUAAGGGAAAUGUGCGUACGUAAGUUCGGUUUUUUAAGAGAUGCAUUCACAAAAUGUGUUCAUGUAAGGAAGUUCCUGGAUAUAUAAGGUCCGGAGCUCCACCGGGGACACAAAAACAAAAUAUCUUUGUAUAAUAAUCUGCCCAAAGAAAUUGAAGUUUGUCCACAAUGUGUUUGAAGUCACUGAACUUUGUCGCACUCGAGCUGAUAUUUUAAGGCCCACGCUCGAUCGGACACUUGUAGCUUCGCAGAUCACUCAAAUAUUAACAAAAUCCUUAAUAUAGAAGUUUUGGCGUUCAUAUGUGGGCAGAAAAAGAGUUAAUCUUUAUCUAGUAAAUCUUCCCCAAGAUCGGUUUCAAAGCAACCAUAGUUUUUUAAACUUGAUCGUUUCGCGCAGAUAAAUUUUGCUUUGUGUUGUCAAGUUGAACAUGCAUAACACCUGUCAAAAACCUACGCGUAAGUAAGAUUUCCUUCAAACAAAGUUAAAGUUACAUUAUUGCAAAAACUUCUUUCCAGUUAUUUAUAAGAUUUAAUUACCUAUUGAGGUCACUUUAAGGACCAUAGACGCCACUUUACUAGUAAGCUGGCAAAGAGAUGCGACAAGCAAAGAACAAUUCCAUCAUGCUUAAUUUAACUAAAAAAAACUUCAGUAAGGUUGCAAAACAACAAAUUUUCUUUACAAAAACAUAAGGUUUAAGGCUCUUAUACCUGCUGACAAAAAAGAAGUGAAUUUUCUGUACGGAAACAACCUACCUAAAGAUCUUAAAAGCAAAAGAUAAGUCGCAAGCUUAUCUUUUGCCAAGCCAUGAUUCCGACUACUUCGCUGGAUUAGCUACUUUUAAUAACUGGUCCAAAAACUGAAUCAUUAGAAAAUACAGAAAACUGCACAUAAGGAUUUGUUUUGCUCGCUUCAGUCAAAUCCAGCUCCAGCAAUUGUUUACGGGCAAAGAGUCGAUUGUUUUGGAGUCACUGCCGGCAGUUGUCGUUCUCCGUUACUUCACAGCGAGUGAAAGGAAAACUUGCAUACAGAAAGAUAAAAAAAAAUUAAAGGAAAAAAAAUUUGACUAUUAUUACUUGAGUAACAGUAAAAUGAUCGAAGUAGUCUUUUCUUCUCGAGUAAGCUUGCUAGAAUUCUAUAGUUCCGAGGAAGUUUUUAAAACUUGAAAGCUUAAAAGCGCACAAGUUUGUUCAGUGGCAUGCGUUAGCAUUACGAUUCUUUGACUGAAGACAAGGAUAAAGCUGGUUUUGCAAAAGUAAAUAAAUCUGGGCAUGUAAAUAAAGUAACCAUAACUACUAAUAACAGAAUACAAGCAGGUUUUAAUUCAACCCGGCGAAAGAAGGCGAAGCACUGGACACAAAAUCAACUCACAAAUCGAAUGUACAAUUAUCAGAAAAAUACAAACCUGUUUGGAAAUGUUCAAAACUUUUUAUUCCACCUAAGACUGACGGAAUGAUCUGUUUUUACUCUAACUUUGGUUGUUCUGAAUCCCAAAGUCAUUUUCAAGUGACGAAAAGACAACAACAAAAACAAAAAAAACCCUUUACAAGGAGCAAAAGUUCGCACCUCGUGUAUUUCAUUCAGUCUCAGUCAGAACUCUCACAGAACAACACAGACAAACGCAGGCGAUAAGGGAUGCGCAGAAGCUUGCGCAGAACGUUUUUCCGCCCUGAAAGACCAACAUUGACGUCGUAGAACCCAGUCUAUCACGCGGCCAUUUCAGAAACGUUUUCGCGAAGUCUUCGGAAAUGCUCGGAUUUUGAUCUUUUAUCUUUCUAUAAAGGCCUGGGAAGGAAAAUCUUUGCCCAAAUCUCACUUAGGAUGCUUCUUUUUAGUGUUUGGUGAAGGAAAAGCGACAAAAGAAAAUAUUUCAAUUUUUUGGUUCAUUUGACCUUUAAAGUUUGGCGGUCUCCUUUUAUUUGUUGAACGGGACUUCAACCUUUCAACUGUUUUUGGACGAGAAAAGGUUGUCAAUGGACACCAAAUCAGUGACGCAAAAAGUAAACAUUCAUGCCUGGCAACAGAUCAGCGGACUCUGUAACGAAAAUGUUUGAUAUUAAUUUUGCUUAGAGUUUACUUAAGCCAUCUUUUUCUCGAAAAUUCGUUUCCAACUUACAGUGCGACUACUCGAACCGGGGCAAUUGGAAGAAGAUUGUUCAAUCAAAACGAUUUCUGAAAACAACAAUUUAUCAAAUGUUUUUGCAGAGAACAAUAAAAUUAAAGAUUAAACUAUGGAACCGCUGAAAACUUUAAAACCGUUCGAAGCUACCUGACCUCUUAGGAAACCAUCCUCAAAUUAAUAAAUGUCAUUAGUCCGCUUGCAAAAGAACUUAACAGUCUUUUGUUUCCAGAAAUCUUUGUGAUUAGACAAUCUUCUUCCAAUUGCCUCAGUUUGAGUAGUAGUACUGUAAAAGAGCAAGACCAAUUGCCGUUUGUUCCCUCAAUUUAGUUGCAAAGCUAUCGAGGUGUAUGGUUUGCGAAAAAAGGCGAUUUAUUCGCUUAGUUUACUUGGUUUUAAUUUCUUCUAUUAUCUGGCUGAAUCCACGAGCGGGAAAGGUGAAGCGAAUCCUGUGUUCUGAUUGGCUCCCCGAGCGAACAAGAUGGACCUAUCUUACACUCUUGGGAUUUUCCGCCUUGGUCCCGCAAGAAAAAGGUCUCAUUUGGCCAUAUAAUAAAUCCUCUAUUGACCAAGCUUGUUUUGUCUUGAUGAAAUGAUAUUGGCCUCGUCCGUUUGCGCUUUUUAAGUGACUUCGACUUCGCCUCUGUCCAUGAAAACCCACUGAAAAAGAACCAGGGUCCGGUUCCUGAAAUGUCGAUUACCGUUAAUCCAAGAUUAAAAUUUUGUUCCGCUUUUGUAUUUUACAUUCCUAUACAUUGCUUAGGGUAACAUUUUGUGCUAUUAUUACUGUAUCUCGUAGUAAAGACUAAACAUUAUAUUGUAACCUCGAGUUGCAUGUUGUUAGACGAGAAUACCAUGCUUAAAAUUUUGCUUAAUACUGGCUUAAACUUAACCAUCUUUCGAGGAACCGGGCCCUGACCAAUAUCCGGCCAAUUUUUUCUCAUGCUUGGACAAUAAAGUGUAUAAAUACAAGACCGAUAAGAGACGUUUAUAACGUACAUUUGGCGUUGAUAGUAAAAGGGAAUUUAGAUAGUACUAGACCACAAAUAUAUGAGUCCCUGUUAGCAACGUGACCAGAAUGGGUCGUUCGCAGUUGAUGGAUCAGAGUACUUACAACAAUUACCCUAUUACAUGGUCGACGGAAUCGGCUCCCCCACUGGACAGUUAUAGGACCAUCUCAAAUAACUACUAGGUACAUUUAUGUCAAUAAUCCAAAUGCUUGCAAGUUAAUGAUUUCCAAUUCUACAGUUAUAGAAGUCAUUGAUCUGGACAACUACGAAAUCCAUCUUCCCGACGAAAGUCUUGGAUACGUGUCUUUGUCGGAUAUUCCUCCACUUUACGUUGGCCUUACUUCGUGCUUCUGGUUGAACACGGUGCAUAGUGGUUUUGUUAUUGAGUACAAAGUUGUAUCAGAACAAAACGAAUCAACUGUUCUUGGAUUCUACUAUGACAAAAGCACCUUUAGAAUUCAUUUUUACAAGAUAAUAAGGUAAAUUGAUGCUUAUGGUUAAGUAAAGUUAAUUCAGGCAAAAUCGAAAGGCAAAGGUCUGGAGAAAGGGGUAAGCUGCUCAUAUGUUUUUCCCUACUUCUCUUUGUUCUCUUGUUACUGUCUGUGCCAUGCAAGGCGGCAAGAUCAUUAUACAGAAGGAUUGUCUUUCAUUAUAAUAGAAGCUUCAGGUUUCAAUUUUUUUCCAUGAACUCAUUAGGACUGCAAAAAAUUGAAAGCUAUUUGGUGGCCAGCACUAAAAUGUUUACGUAUUUCUGUGGAGUUGAUAGGAUUUUCUGAGUCUGUUGUCACUAAAAUUAGAAAUCCUUACUUAAGACCUACCUAAGACCUACAUUAAAAUUUGUAAGCAAUAAACUGUACAAUGUUUGAUAUUGCCUCGUGCACAGAGAAAUCGAACUGGAUGUGGCUGAUGGAUCGUGGCACCACCUGUGUGUGACAUGGGAACGAAAAAAUAGGCUGCUAAGUGUUUAUAAGAAUGGUCAAAGAAAAUACCUGUCCAACGAAUAUAAAGCAGGCGCACGGAACAGGAGGAUUGAAGGUACUCUGCCAUUACUUAAGUGGUAUACUAUUUACUCAUUAUACAGUAGAACCUCUACCACCCAGCUCUCCACAAUGGUCACUUUUUGGUGUCCCAGAGGAUACGUUCACUCUUGUUCUAUUGUUUUAAACUCUAUAUGACGUACCUCUCACAUCUCCUAAGGUUUAACUGUAUUGUACACUUACAGCUUCUAAGCUUGGGAUUUCCUUGAGUUAAAUUUUUUGGGGUUUUUUUACCACAAAGAUUGAUUCCCCCCGAAUGUGCUCCAUCCUUCUGCAGCAUUUUUCCCUGAAUAGGUUGAAUCCUCAACAUCAACUGACGAAUCUUACACUAAACUAUACUACUCGAGUCGAGUUAGCAAGAGAUCCGAGUAACCUACUGAGGGAAGUGAUUCUGAUGCCAAUGAGUUCGUUGUUCUUACAAGUCUUACAAUUCUACCCUCAAUAAAUCGUUUAUCAAAGUUGUAUGAAUAAAACUAGAUUAUCCACAGUAAGUAAUCACGGGGCGUGAAAUUGUAAAAAAACAAUAAUAUGGCUUUGAGGCUACAUAGAAUGUAUUGCAGCACCUCACCCUAAUAUGGCGUAUGCUGCUAUGCCUGUUUUUUUGUAUUUUUCUCCUACAUCUUUUUGUUUUGCCGUUUGUCCUUUGUAAGAAUCCUGAUAAAUACAUCUACGUUAUUUUGGAAUAUAUUGACAGUAAUCAAAUAAGUACACAAAACACUGUUUAUAUCUUAUUUUUUGUUUCGUUCUUGCCACCCCCGAUAACUUUAAUGUUAUUUUAUUUCCCUCUAAUGUUUGCUUUAUAUCAAUGGUCAACAGUAUUUGCUCUUAAACAAUGAAUCUUUUUCAGGCGGAGGAACCAUGACAAUCGGUUUUAGAUCGCCCUACCAAAACAUAUCAGCCGUGCUGGGUAAACUGAGCGGAUUCAAUCUAUGGAGCUACCAGAUCAAAGCAGAAGAAAUACUGCGCAUGUCACAAGGUUGUGGUAACGAGGCAGGAGAUGUGAAGGCAUGGGAAACAGUCAGCAAAGGAUUGACAAAAGAAGUGGAAGUAAAGUGGCAUAGAUCAUGCAGAGAUAGAAAAGGUAAGUUUUAUCUCACAAGUUUAAUACCACCUGACAGGCAACAAGAUUCGGUACGAUCAGGGAAAAGAAAGUUCGCACUUACUGCAGUUUUUAAGCGCGUCGUAUCUAAGCUUUGAAUAGUCUCCCCGCAGACGUCCUUUGGGGUUCGUUUGUCACGCAUUCAUCGUGACAAACGAACCCCAAAGGACGUCUGCGGGGAGGCUAAGCUUUGAACAAAGAACGUGGAACUCGGUGACACAUGUGUGCCUCCGCUGACGUUAGAGGAGUGCUUUCCGAUAACAGCUCACAUGGGAUGGUUAAGUUUGUUCUCCUAUCUCAAUUCUCUUUGAUACGACUUUUCUAUUUAAGACUGUAAGGCUGAAACAACCGCAAACGUUAGCUAUUUCGGGUAGGCGCAGAAACAACUUCAUUACAAGUUUAGUAUCUUUUGUCAGUAGGUUCCUGCUUUUGUUCCAUUUGUACAUAACUAUUUUGAGAGAAGCAGGUUAGUUUGAACUGACCUCAACUCAAGUUAAACGAGCCACUUAAUGAGAAAAAUAGGUGUCUAGAGUAAUCGGUCCCUGGUGCCUCUUACUAUUCGUUACCGGACCUGUGUUACCAUUGUUUUUCCUCAUGUUCAACAGCUGAUCGAAUUGUGUUAGACACCAACACUACACUCCUCAACCAAACAGCUAUCCUUGUGAGCCAGAAGUACAACAGGUCGCGUGAUUGGCAUACAAAGUGCUUAAAAUUUCGUUACAUGUUGAGAGGGCCUGGAAGGAAGAGUUUAACAAUUUACCAACAGACUGGUAACUAUCGAGAAGUCCCUAUUUGGAUUUGGAAAACUAGGACUGGUAACAACUGGGUAUACGGCCAAGUCCCUUUAAGCGCUGUAUCAGCGUCUCAGGUAAAACAGUAAGAGAGAUACCCCCAAAUACUCAACUACGCAUUGCUACUUCGCAUAGAUUGGUGUCCUACCCGCCAGACUCUAGAGUAGCUUAUUGAGACUGGACACUAACGAGCGAAAUCGUUGGUGUAGUUUAUUACAGUAAAUUUCUUUUGACCUUAAAUUGUAAAUAUUUUAUUAUCCAAAUCCCUCAUGAGCUUUUCAGGGACGCUGAUUUUGGGACUUCUGCCAGAUUGCUUGUGGCGCAAUUUACAAUUAAUAAAGUUAUGACUUAUUAAGGCUCCCUACCACAACAGGGACUACGUACCCUACACUCUUAAAAAAAUGGGUGUGGGCAUUGGUUUGAACCAGUGGCCUCCUGCUAAGAAAAUCUGUGGUUAUUCAAUUGAGUUAACUAACCUAGUGACGAUGGCUUUUAUACAUCAUGGGGAAAAAUUUGCAAAAAAAAAAGAGGCACUGGGCAAUAACUCUAACCAAAGAAGUCUCAGAAACAUUUGAAUUCCCUGCUUCGGAUUGGCCAGAAGUGCAGAGAAUUGGACUUUAACAAAAUUGGGUGGCGGUGUUGGGUAACCAGUCGAUAUAAGUAUGCACUGGUUAAUAGCCAAACUUGCGUAUUAGUGUUUGGUGAGAGAAAGCGGUGCCAGUGCUAACGCAGUCUUAUUAAUAGGUCUUUAUAAAAGGUAAAGUUGAGAAGAAAGAAGCCUUCGUGGCAUUGUCAGGACUGUACGUUGAGGAGGACCCGAGCAUUCAUUGCCAACACCUACCGCAGUUAGCAAAACAAGGUAUACUGUCAUUGCCAUUUCCCCAUAAGUGUGUCCUUUAGGUUACGUCACAUAUUAAAGAAACAGUGUUUAACUCUACAACAGCAUAAAUCAGGGAGAUAAAAGUAUCACUUAGCGUGACAUCCUGAACAAGGAGAAGACCUUAUCAGCUUUCGCUACGAGACAUCCGUUCUAAAACGGAAGCAAAGUUAAGGUGGACAAACUCCAAAUGGCGUAUAGUUUUUGGCGUUUCAGGCUAAUUCGACAUCCUAAGUAUUUUUAUGGACGCUGUGCGUCUGUCGUUUCCGCAUUUUCAGAUGUACAUUUAACUUUUUCCUUAUAUUCCUUACAAAUAUGGUAAGUUAACCCCCUGAGGGGUUAGGGCAAGUCUCUGUUGUUACUAUAAAUAGUAAGAGGGUAACCCAGCUAGUACAAAGUGCCACAUUGACGGAAAGCACCAAAACAGAGCCCCUUCACCACAACCACAACCAACAGCUCUAUUUUGGUGAGCAAUGCAAAACCUACCGAACGUCGGAUGAGGUUCUCUUGUGCCAGUGGCCAGCAUGUAAUCUUAGGUAGUAGUGGCGACACAACGAAAGCAUACCCCUGGCUACCGAAAGGAUGUGUGAUCAACCAAGGAAACGUCUGUCAUAACCUAAGGCCUUGCAAGGCAUUUUUCGUCACGAGUAAAAGCAUUUUUAAAUAUUAAAAAUCAGUUUCGUUUCUUUUGCAGCCUGCAGCGAAACCCUAUUCAAUACCUCAGGAAAUUUCUUCUCCCCGUUCUUUCCUGGAUUUUACUUUGAUGACAGCUACUGCACUUGGCACAUAACUGUUCCAGAACAAAACAUAAUUCGCUUGACCUUUCAAGAAUUUCGUCUGAAUGAUCAUCCCACCUGUGAGGACUGCUUUGUUGAGAUUUUUGACGGAAGUGACGACACUGCACCCUCUAUAGGCAGGUUCUGCGGCUAUAGCUAUCCUCCGAUACUUUCCUCUUCGUCGAAUCACUUCUCUGUUGUUCUUCGGUGUCAAGGGAAACCCUUCAUAGCAAGAUUCAAGGCCUCUUAUUUCUCAGUUGCUGGUACGUUUCAGUUUGAUUAAUUGCUUUGUAACCACAACUUUUGCGACACUGAUUGUUAUUUAUUUCUCAUGAAAUAUAAAUUUGAAUUACCUAUGACAUUAUAAGGCGUAUAAAAACCAGUCACAAUUAUGACUUUAGCGUUAAUAAAUCUCUGUAAGUGUCCGUGUAAUAUAAAAAAAGACUUUUUUAAAGUAAUCAAAUGAUUUUUUUUGUGGUCUUCGCAGAUUAGCCUGGUAACACUGUGUAAAGGAAACAACACAGACUAAGAAAACUCUUUCUUCUUCUUAAGUUCGUUUGAAUGGCCAGUGUCCAUAGUAGUAAAUGACAAUGAUGAUGUCUAGUAGAGUCGAAGUUCUAAUAAAGAUUUAACUGCUUUGAUUUUUGUUUCAGCUUAUGACGAUAAUGGACUUUCGUGUUUACGUCAGCAAGGUAAAUUUCACAUCAUUAUCAUUCCUCGACUGUCGUUGGAAUCGAUGCUACUGUCUUUUACUUAAUGCUAAUCCAGAGAGGAGCUAUCGCAUUUUGCAAUAGCCCGUUCUCCUUAUUUCCUGUGUUAAUUCUACUAAUUAUAAACUGUCAUACAUAUUCUUGGAAAAAAAUAACUUCCACUGUAAUUUUAAGGCAGGCGUCGCUAUACCUCUUAUGUUUGUAAAAUCAAUAUUUCACUGCGAAACAGUAUUUCAUCGCAUAUCGACUCUGACAAGGUUGAUAUUGCAAUAAAACACAAACCUGAAGUCUUAAAUUACUUUAAAAGGUGACAUUAGUGGUAUUGUCCUCUUUUGCACAGGAAUCGUAUCAACGUGCUUGCAUUAGUAGUAUAGGGCUCACCAGCAUCAUUUCUUGCGGGGAAAUACAUUAAUGCCAAUGACGUCAUAGCCUUUUGUCUCUAACUCAUGCAAGUAAUGCGGGGGAGUCUCAUUACGAUAUGGUCAUGUCCUAUUUUGAAGUGGUUUUACUUGUUUGCCAAGUUUAAGUUGAGCGAAGUCAUAGUCUCUUGUCUUAUAUCCUUGUUUUACUACGCCAUUAGAAACAAUAGACCCACCUAAGGAAUAAGAGCUAACUCGCCCGACUCAAAACCACUGAGUAUUAACGUAAUCAAGCAAUUUCUAUUUCCUGCCCAUUUCAUUGUCCAAAAAGUUGUUCCACUUCCAGAUCAGUGAUUCUCGGGUGCCCGUAUUUAUAAGUUUGAGAACUCGUGGGUGUUCGUGUUUUCAGGGUGCCCAUCGAGUUGCAAAUGUGACGAAUUUGGUGAAGGUCAAAGUACAGGCAAGAGAAUAAUGGUGACAGGAGAAGAUUUGCUGACUGUUCCGACUGAUCUUCCCUCCAACACUGGAGCUGUGUAAGUUUACAACAAUUGAGAAUUGCCAAGACUGUAAAGGACAGUGUCCGAUAUCGAGUAUUUAAGUAACGGCUAAAUGGAAACCUAUGACUUAAAUGAUAAUUUUAAUCUCACUGUCGCUCGUCUUGUCAAGUCUUUUCCUAAAAUGUACUUGGCCUUUGUUGCUCUAUUUUAGUACCAUUAAAAACAGAGCUUUACUUUCGUUAGACGAAAACAAACAGACUUUUGCAAAGAAAGUGCUUAUAAACGGACGAUAGCCUAUUUUGAAGGCUGCGCCAGUAAGUGUUACAAGUUUCAGUUACUCGUGAAAAAACUGAAUCCUCCCAAAUAGCAAGAGUUCAAAAGAAAGCAAUUCAACAAAUGUCUUGCUUUGCGCUGCCUUAAAAUAUGCAGGGAAGGUGAGAUUGGUGCGCAUUCUCUCAUUGCAGAACGCCAAAAUAUAGUAAAAUGUUUCUUUUGUACGUAUUUUCUACCUUCCAAUUUAUUUAAGCCCGUCUUAUUGAAAAAGGAUGAACAGCUUCCUUCCUUUCCUAGCAAUGCCGUAUAUCAUCCCCGAAUAUUAAUCUUGACAUUUGCGCUGCAGAUUUUUCCAGAAGAACCGAAUAUCUCAAUUAACAGAAAAAGAUUUUACAAAUCUCCAUCAUCUAGAAUACAUGUAAGUAUGAAAAGUAUCUUUUAAAAUGUAUCUGUUUUAGUUUGCAAUGAUAUGUGCGUGCUUUUAGAAACCAAACGUUAGUAUAACUGUACUUUUUCUAACCUCGGUUUAAGCGACCUGAGCUACAACAUUCUUCUUCGCCUUGAUGGGGACUCGUUCCAAAACGUCACCUCAAUCAAAACACUGUAAGUAUUGAAUUUCGAAUGUGCAUUUUCUCUCUUGCAAAAAUAGGCCAUAAUUUAUAACUAUCCUGGAUGGGCAAAAUCGUUAAAGAGUUAAAAUACCGUAUUUAGGUGAACAGGAACAACGUUAGCCUCACGUCAAUGGGUCAUUUGAAGGGUUUAGAGUUUCUUACGUGAAAAAAAAACAUGUACAAAACAAGUAAAGUACCGCGAUCUAUAGAAUACACCUUUUUACCUUGAACGAGAAGUCCAAAGACUACUGCAAAACUGAUUCAGAACAACGUGUAUUGUUUUUUAAACAUAACAAUAUUUCGCCUGGCCAUACCAGCCUUCCUCAGGUUUACAGAUGUUACUGAACUUACGUAGGAAUCACAAUAUCAUAUAGAUGGAGAAUGUCGCAAUAAAAAUUGUUUGAAAGGGAGAGGUGGAAAUGACGUACAACACAAAAACUGGAAAGGCAAAGUACUAAGGAUAUGAAUUACAAUAAUUCGUCACGGCGGUUUAGGCCAUGAGGUUCAAGAGUCAUGGCUUUAUCUAUCAAAUGCGACUCCCUGGCCUUACGAACUGAGUCACGUGAAGAAUGUAUGAUUUGUUUUCCCAAUUCAGACCACGUGAUGUUCUCCAGGGAAUUUGCCUUUUGUCUUUUCGUUAAUUAUGCAUACAUAGGCACGUGGAUGCACGUGUAUAAGACGACAUUUGAAAAAAAAAACAGUUCUUUGGGGUACAAGCUAAAAACGUCUAUUCUUCUUAAGUGACAGGAUAAUUAUUUGUAUUGGGCUUAACGAAUUUAUCAUUUGAUCAUGUAUCAUGUCGUACACUAACACGUUGCGGUGUCGAAAUUAAAACAUUCUGUGGAGCUAGGCAUAAGCUCAACAUAUCUCUCAUAAUCUCAUUACAUUGCUUUUUUCAGAAGACUGAAUUCCAACUUUUUACGAUCUCUUCCUGCCAAAGGAUUCGGUAGAAUUCCUAGUAUACGCGUUCUGUAAGUAUACAACGAGUUUUGUCAGUCUUAUAUUUCGUUUGUUCUUACCUUGCUGUGGUUACAGAUCAGUGACGUGAACAACAACGGUAUUGAAAAAGGCCGGUCAACACUGGUUGAAGAAAAAAAUAGGACAGGAUGACAGGAUAUCUAAAAGUCUAUUACUACUACCCUAAGAUCGCGCUCAGAUUGCUUUACCUUGUCGAAUACUAUAAAGGGCUGAUGAGGGUGUUUUUUCUGGCAUGAGUAUGAUAAUCACAUCCGUCUCAAAUAAUAUUUUUAUCCCUUUUUUGUAGUGACUUAGGAAGGAACCUCCUUCGCAAAACAAUGAAAGAAACAUUUUAUGGUCUGUCAAGCUUAGAGAUUCUGUAAGUACAAAGAUAAUUGAGUAAUGAUCAUUUCUUUAUCAUAGGCUUGAUUCUACCAACUUUGUUUGUAUUGUAGAAGCUUGCGUUCGAACCAAAUAGAGAAGAUGGAAUAUGGUGUAUUUACCAACAAAAGUAACUUGACACAUUUGUAAGUAUAUUAACAAAUAUUGAUUUUCAACUCCUGGGUACAGCUCCCAAUAUUUAAGCUAUAUCAGUAUGUGCUGCGGGAUGAGGCAUACAGUUUGCGAGGAGCUCAGUCCUUAAAUCGGGUUCACAAUACAAAUACAAUACAAUAACUUUAUUUAAAGAGGGAAGCGCAAUAACCUAUUACAGUUUUCUAACAUACGGUUCCUUGGUGGUAUCGCGUUCCUUUAAUGGUUAUUUCAUUAUUGACAUUUCUUUCGUGCAACUAGGUAUCUUCAAGAAAACAAGAUAACAACAUUGCCUGACGGCCUGUUUGAGUCCCUUUCUAAGCUCAAGUUCUUGUGAGUAUAUGAAUUUGCAUAUAAUGUAUGGCUGUGUUAUGUCGAGCACUUGGUGACUCUUCUCUAAGGAAACAGUAGGUUUUGUUUCCAGAGAAUCUCUAUGUUACCCGCGACUACAAAGUGAAGAGGUUAAAAUAACUUUGCCUAAUAGGUAUAGCAAUGCAGAAUCUAUUAAUCAAAUGUGGAAUGCUUAAAACUGAGAGUUUUCUAACUGCAAAGAAAGCACCACCUGCAUCUUAACGAAGUUCUUCACAUGAAAAACAUCGAUCUGGAAGCAGGGCUACCUUGCCUCCAAAUUAUGUAAUCACUUCAUUGUUUACUUAUUUGACUUCUUACUAGGGAUCUUAGCAACAACCAGCUGACUACAGUCUCAAGGAAAACCUUCCGUGGAUUAAUAUCGUUAGAAUACCUGUAAGUAUUGCAGAGCUUUUACUUAUUGCCGAAAGACAUUUCCGACAGUCGCUUUGGCUUUGCAUUCCAAUGUCUUCGAAAAACGUGCGCCUCUAAUUUUAGUAAAUUGGUGUAAAAUUAUCUGAACACAGUUACCGAACAAAAGUAGUAUCUUGCUGUCGUUAUCACUGUAGACACGUAACAUUUAUGUCGGCAUUUUUAAUACUGUUUUUGUGUUGAAUUGUACGUUCUGAGCACGCUUUUUUGUAAAAUUCCGAUUUUUCCUUUGCAGUUACCUGGACAAAAAUAAAUUGACAGAAGUAUCACCUGAGGCGUUUAGUGAACUACGUAACAUGAAAUAUUUGUAAGUAAUUUAUGUAGUUAUCCAAUGCUUAUACCUUUUGUUGAACGCUUUCAUCAAGAUAACGAGGAAGACUUGAUUUAAUUUUUCACACAGGAAACUGGACCGUUUUAUCCUUUGCUGCUAUGCUAAAAAAUCCAUCAGUGGAGUGGACUGCGACUCCCCAGUGGAUGAAUUUUCCAGUUGCGAUGACCUCAUGAAGAACAACACGCUUCAGAUUUGUAUCUGGAUUCUUGGUAUUCUAGCCUUUGUCGGUAACCUUCUUGUGAUCAUAUGGCGCGCAAGUGAUAAAGAGGAGAACAGAACACACUCCUUCUUGUUGACAAAUCUGGCAUUUGCAGAUCUUUUUAUGGGUGUAUAUCUGUUGACAAUAGCCGUGAUGGACUUAAGAUGGCGGGGAGAGUAUUUCAAGCAUGAUGUCAAAUGGAGAUCUGGAUUGGGUUGUCAAAUCACUGGAGCUCUUUCCAUGCUUUCAAGCGAAGUGUCCGUUCUAAUUCUAACCAUCAUUACUCUUGACAGACUCGUUUGCAUCGUCUUCCCUUUUAAAUUCAAGCGUCUCACUUAUAAGGCAGCCGUUUUAAUUUGCAUCGGCGUGUGGGUGUUCGGUUUCGUUAUCUCACUGAUUCCGAUCAGCGGUAUAAACUACUUCAUCGACGAGAACGGAAACUUCGGUUUCUAUAGCCGCUCAGCCGUUUGCCUUCCAUUGCAGCUAUCUGCAGCAAGACCAGCUGGAUGGGAAUACUCAGUUGUUUUCUUCGUUGGUUUAAACUCUAUAUCUUUCAUUUUCAUCCUGAUUGCAUACAUCUCAAUGUUCUGGACCGUUAAACGCGUUUCCCGUGCUGUGCGAUCCUCGAAUCUGAAGAAGGAAUCAGCCAUGGCCAAGCGACUAGUCUUCAUAAUAAUGACCGACUUCUGUUGUUGGAUGCCAAUUAUUAUUAUCAAUAUCCUAUCUCUAACUGGGAACUUUUAUGAUCCCAAUAAGAUUGCUUAUGUGUGGAUUGCCGUGUUUGUGCUUCCUCUCAACUCUUCUCUUAAUCCAAUCCUGUACACAUUUUCCACCAAAAGGGCAAAGAGAAGCCUUAACCGACGGCGAAAAAACGUGACUAAUUUGGUUCUUAAAUCAGUGCAAAACAGGCGUUUACAAGGUAUGUGGAACACGGUUUUGCUUAUGAAUGUAAACUUUGAAGUGCUGUCUCUUUGUUGCAAAGUUUCUAAGAGGUACUAAGUCAGACUCGUACACAUUGGCUAUUUACGUGUUUUGGGGUGAGAGAAGAUUGGGUUUAGGUUGAGGUGCGCGGAGACUCAUGGGACCCCGUGUGCCUCAACCUAACCCCAACCUUCUCUCCCCCCAACCCCCCCCCCCCAAAAAAAAAAAAAACAGGCAAACAAAGCACGUAAACAGCCACUGGCCACGAGCUACGAGUCUGGUAUUAAGUUGUACUCACUGUUUUGAACAGCAACCUUUUUCCCAUCUCGUCAUUCGUGUCAGGCCAAAGAGAUUCCUGCAAAGCCGGAAGCUACCUUUGUAAAGUGUUUUUGAUGAGAUUAUAAUUGGGGCUGCUAGAGACAAUGGGUGUGUAGCAGCACCGGUGCAAUGACUCCUACGUAAGAAAAAAACCUUUGAUUUAUACCGCAGAGAACGGUGAAAUAGAUAGGAAGUGCGUUCAUCAUAAUUUUGGACGCAUUAAAUAAAAAUGUUCGUGCUAGUAAUAUCCAACUGUGCUUAAGGGUUUAGCCUUGUUACCAGAGUAGUUCCGGCAAUACAUGUUCAUACUGUGAAAGUUUUUUCGUACAAUUCUGUUUUUAGGCAGGAAACAAACAACUGAUUGGUUGAAAACAUAUGAUGACCUCACUCUAGUUUCCAACGUCGUCACUGGUUCCAGUCCCCUUUCGUUAACUAGGGCAACGGAAAUCUCGGAACGAAACUGUAAGCAAGUACACGCAAAAUUAAGGCUGAUUGAAGAAGUUGAUAUCCUGCAAGACGACACCGCUGGAAAAAGCUCAACAGUAAGUUUGUAGAGAAGAAUGUUUCUGCAGAUAACGCAUAGUUUUGUCCAAAUUUCCCUAAUACCCGAGUUAAUUUGUUCACCAUGCUGGGACGUAACAAGUUUAUGGCCCCAUAGUCUACUAAAUAAUGGGGCUUUACUGAUAUUAAAAAUUACUAUUUUCAAAUUUUUUGGUGUUUUGGCCUUUAACCCGUAUCUACUUACAUCCGUCCAUUCGUCCGUACAGCCAUUCACAUCUAAGUUCUCUUCUUCUUCAUCUCUUCAUCGUCUCUUCUUCUUCAUGGUUGGAACCUUCAAUUUUCAUGAGGAUACAUGUAAAGAGGGUUUUCACUCACGUGGUCAGCAGCUAUGCAAAUUAAUUGGAACAAAAGAAAGCUUUACUUUUUACAUAAACAAAAGGUUCAACUCCCAGAGGAUUGGUUUCGAACACCAACAUGGCCGCCGUUUUAUUGUUUUCGAACACCAAUACGGCGAUCAUGUGAAAAGAUUCUAUAAUUUAAUAAUUUCGCUGAAAGAUAACCGUAAGCCUGCAGGAGACUAGUAAUUGAUAACUGAUUGAAAUUCAGAAUGGAACUCAACUCCAGAAAAAUUUGCCCAUAUUUUACCUUGGCUGUCGCCGCCAUGAUUGCUUAAGUUUCCCAUAAAAUUAAAGAAACGAUACCGUAGUCUUGCUUCCAACGUCUUCUGUUAUUUCAGGGCUUUGCUCUCGCCUGGUGUGAAGAGGAAAGUACGUUAAGUAUGGUGUUGUUGAAGUACUUUGCUAAAGAAUCUAAAGAAGACUGGUCUCGCGAGGUUGAUAUUGCUAAGAGCCUGUCUUUUUGCGACCAACCGCAUGCCAGUCUACUUCGAUACCGCUGGCACUCCAAAGGUGAGAAAACUGGAAAAAAAACCCGUAGUUUUCUGUUUAUCUGCCAUCGCUCGCAGGUUAUUAUAUUUGACGUUUCUUGCUUUGUGAAUAGUCCGAGAAAAGUUCCAUGUAAUAGUUUCAUUUUGAGGCUGUAAUGGACCAACUUCGAUACUAAUUCAUACUUGGCUCCAAGGCUAGGAGAAAUAAUGCAUCAGUCCCCGACCCUCGGGAGUUAGCGGGGAAUUUUAAAAUUGGACGCCUGUUAAAACACUUCUAAUUUCCUCACUCUCCGGGGCAAGAAGUUAGUUAAAAGCCCCAUAUAGCGGGGUAUUAGUAGACUAGUUCUAGGCUCGAUUUGAGCCGCUCUCUUCUGCAGGGUCUUGUUCCUCUCAGAGAGCUCUCAGAGAAUGGGCUCUUUUCCCGAAAAACGGCUGGUAAUCGAGCCUAUAGCAGUUCAGAACCGGUCACAGCAAAACUCGAUUCUAAAAAAGUCAACCAUAUACUUUUAACUAUAUACCAAGCAACUGCAGGGAAAUUUUACUUCUACUUUCCAAUUCCAUCACAUCGUACGUACAUCAGACGACUCAAGAUCUAGAUCGACUCAAUUAUGUAUUUAUUUCAAUUCAAACCAACGGCUUUAAUAGAAACUCUCCACUGCGUUCCUUCAAAUUCAUUAAAAAUAUUACUUCACGGGUGCCAGAGAAUUUUUUUUCGAUUGACUGAUGCAUAAACAGAAGACCAAAAUUUUCUUGAGGUCCAGGAAUGCAUAAUACAGUUCGUUCAUUUUAUUACCUCUAAGCCCCGCCUGGAGGUACGUAUGAACUUUAAUAUACCAAAUUACGGGAUAGGGAACAAGAAAUCUUUGAAACCGUGUAUUACAUCUCCUUUUUAGUAAUAACUAUUAACGUAUUUUGCCAUAAAAAGGAUCCCUUCGUUUUAACUAAUUUGUAUAAAUGUCGCAAGCAAAAAAAAGUUAUUCAAGAAUAAUACAACAAAUUGUGCGCAUUUACACAAUUAAAAAUCAAACUUGGUUGUAGUUGUCCCUUGCAGUCACGUGGUUUGCAAUUUGCUGUUGCUUCACUUAAUUUAUUAAUAGUUUAUUUUUCUUGUUGUCAGCUCGUGAUCAAAGCAUUGAGCAUGGUAAAAAGAAGAUAAAUGCAUUAUGCCCAAGAAGUCUGUAAGUUUCAUUUUCAUUCUCUUUCACAGUACGUUCAACAGUUUUCCUGUUACUGACUAUGACUGCAGCGUGGCCGAGUGGUCAGCGCGUCGGACUCGCAAUCCCACGGUCCCGGGUUCGAGUCACGCUCUGGCCACUUGCUGGAUUUGUUAUCGGUUGUCCCGUGUUGAAAGCCUCGGCCACGCUUGUAAAUAGCCAACUGGGUGCUUCCUGCCAGUUGGGGUUCUUAAUCCUGUUAUGUUGUAUUUGAAUUAUUUUGUUUGCAGGUCUACUGGCCAAAAGCAGGAUGGGCUCCUGCCAAAAGGCCAUUCCCGGGUUGCCCAAAGCCUCUGCUUUAAAGCGAGGCUAAGUGCAAGGCUCAUGCAAAUAAAACUCAUUUUCACAAGAACGUUUUUGUACUUAGCCUCGUUUUGAAACUCGGAAAUGGUUUUCCCCUGACCAUACUAACAGUCCCAGAAGUAUUACCGUAAAAUUCCGACAAUAAGCCCCGGGGCUUAUAUUUUUCAAAGGCCCUUUUUGAGGGGCUUAUUUUUGGAGGAGCUAUUAUUCGGAGGGGCUUAUCUACGGAGGGAAAUUUGCGUUUCAAAAUCCAUUGGGCUAGUCACUUAGUUAGAAAUAAAUUUACCGUUUUUGCUCUGUUUUACUUUGUAUUUGAGGGCAAUUUUCCAAGAACAAGCCCCCAGGGGCUUAUACAUGGACGGGCUUAUUUUCGGAAUUUUACGGUAUUUGAAAGAAGAUCAUCGCACUUAUAGACGCAUCGUUUGCAGUUGUCAAAAGAAAGCCUGAAAAAAAUCCAGGCUUGUACGGGAUUCGAACCUUUGACCUCCGCGAUACCGGUGCAGCGUUCUUAGCAAUUGAGCUAAUAAGCCAUGAAAGAAGAUCAUCGAAGUUAUAGACGCAACUUUUGCAGUUGCGAAAAGAAAGCGUGAAAAAAUUUCAAGCUGGUACGGGAUUUCUUUUUGCAACCGCAAAAGUUGCGUCUAUAACUGCGAUGAUCUUCUUUCAAAUAUUUCUUCACCCCGCAGUUCUCAUAUAUGAUUUUCAUUUAUUCAUUUAUUCAUUUAUUCAGUCCCAGAAGUCUUUGCGAAAGUUUACUCGGUCCAGUUCCCUUCUCGUCUCUUUAGCUUGAUGGUUUGUUUUCCCAAAGUAGGUCAUGUGAUAAUACUCUUGAGAACUGUUUCUUUUAAAUUUAGUAUUAUUCCCGCGCAUACGUACGCAUAAUUUAUGACAAAAGAAAUGAAAAAAUUACCCCUAAACCUUCAUUGGGCAAACAGAACAACAAGCUAACUAACGAGGUUUAUUUUUGUUUCAUUUCUUUGCUGUCACUUCGACUAGGACAUUUAGUCUUUCACUUCUUGAGCUUGGAUACGGUCUUAACGUUAACAAUUCAAGGACUUCAAGAAUUAACAGCUAUUUGAUUCGUACGGAAAAGAGGGGAAGGAAAACGAAAAAUAUAGAUAAAGGGUUCCAUCAAGGUCAUUAAACUGAAAGAAAUACCGAGCUGAAGGCGUAAUCAGUUAGUCGAGAAAGGGAGCGAAGCAAACUAACGCCAAGUUGUGAAGGCGGUUACUCAUUGUUGAUUAUUUAUUCCCAAACUCAUUAAUAAUUUAUAAAGAAAAUACAAAGGAAAUUAAUGUUUAAUGAGUGUUUGGAAAUACGAUGAAAAACUGCUCAUUUUUGCAUCCUUAAUUUCUCCUUCGAAAAUCACUUUUUUUGAGAAGUAAUAUCAAAUAUUUCACACAGUUUUUCAUCACCAGAUGAAACACCUCGAAAUUCGUCAAAAAUACUCCGCUGCGCGUCUUAUUUUUCAACUCUCUUCUCGGUGUUCCAUUUGGUGAUGAAACACUGCGUCUCAUGCUUGAUAUAUUACUUCUUAUUACUUUUUUAAGACUUAUUUGCUACGAGUUUGUGUCCAGUUCCACGUUGGAAGAUUUUCUUUGCGAUAAAGGUACAGUUCUCAAUUUUGACGGCGUCUGCACGGUAGCGACUGACGUGAUCAGCGCGAUUGAGCGACUGGAGGAUCUUGGGAUACUUCAUAACAACAUCUCCACAAGAAAUAUAUUGAUUGGUCCUUGUACGAGAGUAAGUAAACCAAUGUGCCGUCUGUAGUAAAACUUCCUGUAUAUUUCCUACUAGAGGAGCCGAGUAAAACACGGAAUUCAACCACUGUGAGGUGAAAAGACAAAAGGGACUUGACACGAUCGUUUAUUCUCAUAUAGCUUGCCUCGAAGAUUCCUCCGGGUUUUUUUUAUUUUGUUUUUGUUUUUUGUUUUUUGUUUUUUCGAUUUUCGAUAGACUUGGUUCCCUUACUCUUUAUGAAACUGAAUUUUGCUAUGGUUGUUUUCAGUUUUAUUUCCAUGCUUGUAAAUUUAUCAAAACGACGCGACAAAUGAGUUGUAUUCAGAAUGGGAAAUGUUAACCUACAAUGCGAAGAAGAGGGAAAUGAUUUAUUUCUCUUCUCCGCUUCCUUUUCGCCUACGACCUCUCGCUGCUGUCUCAAACGUUUUGAGUUAAUAAGAAGAAGAUCUCCAGACUGGGCGAUCCAUGAGAGCUUGCGCAUGCGUUAACUUAAAAAGUAUCAUGUAACCUUAAUUAGCGCUAAUUUUUUGUAGCUUCCUCCAAUAAGAGCUGUGUUGGGAGGUUUUUCUCAAGUAUCUAAAGCUAAUGAACCUGGGGCAUAUACAAACUGGACGGUUGAAGAACAUGGUAGUCAUGGUAACGAUCUUGAGCAAUUUGGACAAUUGCUAGCUACAUUGCUAGGACACUGCCACGGUUCUAGUGAAUACACCCAGGUUUGUCCACAUAGUUACAACCAAGAGUCCUAUUAUGGCUCUUCUUAUUACUCAUUGCAGAGGCUAUUAAGGUCUUACACUAUUCUGUGAUAGAUAAUUCUAUGUUAUCGACUGGGACAGUUUUCACAGUUUCCAGGGGAUUUUUGGACUGUAGAUCUGGAGAAGCGGAGAGGUCUGUUUCUAGAAAGUCCUGGUAACUUUUCGGGCCCGAAAAGCUGUUUUGUGUUUGCCGUAGUUGCAUUCAAGAUCAAAGUUUCAAUAAUUUUGAAAAUGAUACAAAGAAAAAAUCAGUUUACGAAGCAAAUUAACCGGUUUGUGAGAUAGGAGCUGUGCUACUAUUCAGCAGGUUUUGAUAAAAAGUUUGUUUUCGGGCCUGAAAAAGUUACCGGCACUUUCGAGGAACGCGCCUCAGGUUUAAGUGCGGACUUUGGUGCAGAUUCUGGUGCAGGUUUCAGUGCAGAUUUCGGUACGUGCAGACUUCUCUCAUUUUGGUGCAUGUUUUGGUGCAGGUUUUAGUACAGGUUUUGGUGUAGGUUUUGGUGCAGAAUUUGGUGUAGAUUUUAGAGCAUUUUUCAGUGUAGGUUUUGGUGUAGGGUUUACCACAAGGUUUUAGUGCAGGUUUCGUUGCAGAAUUUGGUGCUGACUUGUUAGUGCAGGUUUUGAUACAGAGUUUGGUGCAGAUUUUGGUUCAGUUUUUGGUGCAGGUUUUGGUGCAGAGCUUGGUGCAGAUGUUGGUUCCGUUUUUGGUGCAGGUUCAAGUUACUGUAGGUUUUGGUGGAAGUUUUGGUAAGGGUUUGGCGCAGGUUUAGUUCAAGUUUAAGGUACAAGUACAGAUACAAGAUACAUGGGAACUUUGUGAUCCACAAAGCGCCUAAUGGCACAUUCGUGUAUUGAUAAUAAAGAGCACAAAAGUACUUUCUCACUCACUACCUACUCCCAGGGGGAGGGGGGGUAACUUGGGUUAAUUUUUGCUGGGUAUGUGCCGCUGGUCUCUGAGAGCCCCUACCCCAUUAUAGUCUAUUCUGUGGCCAAUUAUAGACCUCAUAUUAGUCACUUUUGAGCAAAUGUAAUUUUCUUGAUCCCAACUAAGUCACUUUUGAUCAGUUAUCUACCUUAUCAAUCUUUUAAAUAGGUUAUCCUAAAUUGAAUUCACCCAUUUUUUUAGGUUGAAUGAAGAACACUUUACUUUUCACCUACAGCUAACCGCAAAUGUGCAGAACUUUCGUACCCCAAAAAUCCGAAAAUGUGCAAUCCUAUUCAAGUAAAUAUAUUGAAAAUGUAACCACGUUAUAGUUAAUCCAGUCGUGAAAAUGCGACCACAUCUAGCGGAACAUCCCCAUUAGCCUAAGUACCCCCCGCCCCCAUAGCUAUUCUAUGUUUUAGAUAAGAGUGACUGCCUGCCUGAGUUAAAUUAAGUGAUAUGGUUUUUCAAGAUUUUCGUUGACGCACCAAACCCUUUUCGCACCUGUAAUCCCAUUCGUAUUUAGCCACCGUUUUUUAGUCAUGAUCACAAGUGAUCAUGAUUACCUGCAAGUUACCCAACAAAUGCAUGUAGUUUAAUAUUAACCUUUGGAUGAAAGAAAUAACGUUCCUAACAUUGUUUCAAUUUCCUUCAACGUUUUUGUUUUAGCUUCAUGAGAUCAUGAACCUGUGUUUCCAGGAAAAUUUAGACGGGACAAUUCGAGCGUCAUACAUCCGUGAACUGCUGGAAGAAGCUUGGCUUAACUUUGGGGUUUGGGAUACAGCACUUUGA
Porites lobata is the source of this 70320-nucleotide messenger RNA. The record is from the annotation of a GenBank genome assembly. NCBI's taxonomy places the organism in Eukaryota, Metazoa, Cnidaria, Anthozoa, Scleractinia, Poritidae.